AUGCGUUCUCUUUGCGAUCAGGGAUAUGAAGACAAUCGCCUAGUGACAGAUUACUUCAGCUCUUUAACUGCAUGUCGUCGGUUGCACUCUUUUGUUGCUCGGUCGCAAAUUCGUUAACUCGGGCCAUCGCGGUGUUAGUUUAGAUAGGGUAGUUGGAGGGGUGGUGCGUAGUCGCCUUCCCAUACAUAGCUCGGCUGGGCUAAAUCCGUUUUCAAGUGGGGUAGCUCAGUAAGCGAGGAGUGCUUCAUAUGAAUCUCCAGUAAGGAGAUUUUUAGUUGUUUGCACCAUACGUUCGGCUUCUCCGUUGCUUUGGGAGUAUUUUGUCUAUUUUGGACUGCUUGUAAUGUUUAUGAAUCCCCAGUCUUCUACAAAUUUGGCGAAUUCUGCUGAGGAAUACUGUACUGGAAAUCCAUGGCGUGCGAAAAUCGCUUUUAAGCAAUUGAUCACUUCUUGAGAGGUGGAUUUCCCAUUAUCAUGGGAAGUAGUCUACCAGGAGGACGAAUUCUUGUCCUUUCCAUUCGAAUAGAUCGGUUUCUACUUUUUGGGAUGGACGCUGGGGUAACAUGUGAAGGAAACAUGGGCUCUGAGUAGCAUUCGUCUUAAUGCAAGUAGGGCAUUCUCUGAAAAGGUCUUCUAUCUGCUUGCUGAGAUUCGGCCACCAGACAACACUUUUUGCCCUUUAGCGGCAUUUCUGGAUACCUUGAUGACCUGUGUAUAUCAUGUCUAAUACACUGAGCCUUGAUGCUGAGGGAAUGAUGACUCUGUCGUCUUUCAUUAGGAUUCACUGCUGAACAGUAAUUUCUUCUCUGCCCUGCCAGUAACGUUGCAGUGAACCAUUCAGCCUUCGCUGCGGAACAUCUUAAGCUUUGAACAAACUUCAGGGGCACCCAACCACGGCUAUCUCCUAAUUGCAUUGAAAACACCUUUUAGGCUAUCCAGAGUACUUUUAGUUCUCUAGAAAUAUAUUCUAAGUGGCGCUAAAAAAUUUGUAUCUGUUCUGUCAUCUUAGGGCAACUUGAGUCUUUUCGAAAUUAAAAGGGCUUCAGUACUAUUUUCCCGAACAUUUUAGUUGCAAUUCAAAGUUUUUACGAAAAUGAGAAUUUUUCUGAUUCCUCUCUGAAUCGCAUUUUUGAUUCCGGAAAUUUUAGGUUUCCUCUCUCUACGAAAAAUAAAUUAAUCUGGGGAGUGAAAUGGGAAACAUUAAACUCCGAAAGCCGUAGGAAAUCCAUUAGAUAAGCUUCGAAAAUUGUACAUGAAUGGAACGGUCAUCUAGAAAUUUUUAGCCUUCCUCAAGCUUCAGAAAAUUCUAGGCAAUUUUUGCUUCUCCGAACAGAUAUUUCACCCAAAACAGUCGUUGGGUGCCCCCGAAACUUCAUCUUCAUCCUUAUGAAGGUGUAUUUCUGCAAACGACACUCUGUAGUUGGCAGGCAUUCUACUAUUACUACUAUUUUGGUGUGGUGAGAUCUUUUUCGGGUACAUGGACAAUUUGGUACGAGUAGCGCAUUAUGAUCAGGUCAGAUCCGGAACCUCUGAAUACGUGGUGGCAUGUCUUGGAGACAUUUAGAUCCUAGUAGCGGCACCAACAGCUUUUGGUCCGUUUCGAUUAGAAACUCUUUACCGAGGACAAAGUCAGCAAACAUUUCGCAAACCCAAGUAGUUGCUAGUGCUUCUUUCUCUAUCUGGGCGUAUCUUAUAGACGUCACAUAGGGCGCGAAGCGUAAACGAUUGGCUUCUUUGUACUAUCGUCUUGGACUUGAAGGAGGACUAGUGCUCCUAAUUUAUACGAUGAGGCGUUCGCAGAUAUGAAUGAUAGUUUCUUUCUCGGAGCAGUAAUGAGCGAUAACUGGUGCUUGGAUCAUGUCUUUCUUCAUCAUCUAGAGAAAGAUUCCUCUUGAGCUUGGCACCAAUGCCAUUCGUUCUUGCUUGAAAAAAGAUCGCGAAGCGGCAUAGUCUUCUCAGACAGGUUUUCAAUGAACUUCUGUUGGUGGUUGAUCAUUCUCAGGAAUUUUCUUAGUUCUGCAACAUUUUGCGACCUUUCCAUCUUUUCGAUAGCUGCAGUCUUUUCUGGAUCGGGGCCUAUUCCUUGGGCGCUGAGACCAUGGCCCACGAACUUCAAUUGUUGCCUUGAAAAUUCGCACAUGUCUGGGUUCUAUCUUGUUAAAACUGCUUCAAGUCCUUCGUGUUCUUUUUGCGUCUUUCCAUGCACAAUGGUGUCAUCCACGAUGCAUAUCACCCUCUCCAAACCUUCCAGCUCGUUUAGCAUUCUCUUUUGGAUCGCAAAAUUAUUCCCAUGCCCGAGUUGACGAUAGUCUUUCUUUGAUUUCCAACAUAUGACAGUUUCUUGGUCCCUUCCUUUUUUGAGGAUCAUGCACGAUCACUGAACUUUGCGAGGCAUCUUCUUUGGCUCUCAACAACUAAGGGCAGAAAUAUUCUCAAAAUCUCGACAAUAAGCCAAAACCAUCAAUUCCAAUUAAUUUUGACAGACGGACUUAAUCUUCAAAUUCUCAAAAAUCGCUGGCCUUCUAGCUAAAAUAAAGUAAUAUUGUAAGCUUAAGAUUUAUAAGUUUAUCUUUUCCGAGUAAAAAAUCGUCCUCUGAGAGGACAUAUCCUUACUGGCAAUGAAUAGUCUGUACAAUGUAAAAGGACGAAGACCGAUAUCUAUAGUCCGGAGGAAAAAGAUUCACCCCGUGUGCUCCGAGGACAAUUAUUUUCCUAAGGGAAAAUUUAAAUUAUUUAAUAGUCUGUUUCACUCAGUGUACGUUGCUUUUUCAAUACGUUUGAUUUCUAUUGCCGAUUUGUUUGCCGGGCUUUAUCUGUGGGACGUAACGAGGAUAAAUUCUGCAUCGUGACAAAUCGCGCGGCAAACAUUCUAGUCGUGUCGCUUGUCUUCUUUACUUGGCUUGUUUACGUUCGCACGCAUUGCGUGUCUAUUGCAACUUUGAAUCAAAACAAGCGAUCUCCAUUUCUCUAUUUAGUUUGGGCGACGCCCAAAUAACAAGUCGAGCUACUGUCAGUUUUUCACUCGCUUAUGGGGCAGAAAACAUAUUCUCGCGCUUUGCGCUCAAGAAGAAAAUUUUGAGCUCGACUUGAGGGCAUGUAUAGAGUUGACUUGAAAUUACGUGUAAGGCUUUUAAAUACAUACAUGCAUGAAAAUUGAAUAGCUUAACCAAUUUUUUAUCAUGUAAAAAAAUGGUGUUAUUACUGCAUGACCAAGGUAACAAAGUUUUGUAACAGUCACGUGGUGGGUUUUUCAUUAAUUGCCCCGUGAUUGUUUGAUAAAUUAAAUGGUGGUAAAAAAGAAACUGCACGGUUUCUGUAGCAUAAGGCUCGCCUUCUUCGUAAAGUUUCUCUACAAUUUCCUUUGUUAGGGCUUGUUUGUGCACUGUCGGAGCUAUUUGGCCACAUUUGCUCAGAGUUUUCAGAAAAUUGCUGAGGGAUUUAUUGGCUUCAUUAAAAUGACUGUCGCCAACAAUGGAAAAUGGCUUUGAAAACGGAGGACUUUUUAAGUGACGAUCUAACGCGGCUCGGAUUGCGAUAAGCGACUUUUUGUUGUAGUAACUGUCGUCACGUUUUCGUGCGGACAAGUUUGGAGGCAUUUGUUAAGCUGAAUUGGUGACAUCUCCUCAAAGGGAGUUUUGAACUCUUCUUGCAUCUGAAACCAUUCUGUAAAAAAAGUAAGCUUAUUUAUAAACAUGUCAGCUAACAUUAAGUAACAAAAGACAUAAUUUGCAUUUGUAAACAAAAAACUUUUUCACCGGUUUCAUCGAUAAAAUUCAGGUUAAACAGACAAAGCUUUACCUGUGAAAACUGCUAGACCGAAUUAGUCGCUUUUUUAGUGUUGUCUGGUAUGGCCUCUUCAUUUAUUUUCGAAAUUUCGUCGCUAGUUACCGUGGCAAACCGAGACUGAGCCAUUUUUGUCGUACAUGUAACUUGCAAGAGUUUGGCGCCGCUCGGCUGGAGGCGAAUCAGUGAAUAGUGCAGGAUAUUCCGAGAUUGAGCAGCCAAUCAGAGCGCGCGAAAAACACUAUCCACUGUUUUAGCAUAUACUAAAUAAAAUUAUUACAAACCAACAGCAGGACAAGCAGAGAACAAACAAAGACAAACAAAUAGAUAGACAGAAGAGACAAUCACAUAGACGGACAAACAAACAGACAAUAUAAGACAAACAUAUAAGCAGCAGUCAAACAUAAAUACAAAAUUCAGAAAGUUAAAAGUCUAGAAAAUUUAAAUUAGACGAAUUAAAUAGAGGAUAGGGGAGCACACUCCCAAUACACCAGGCAGCCAGACAGCAGAAGCCACUAUGCAUACCCACCACUCUAAGAUGAGCAUGCACUGUAGACACACGUACCGUCCAGAAAGCCAAGCACAUUGAGAGCACGCACCCCUCUCCUGAAUGACUGAAGACUGGUCUUACUGCGUAGUUCCUGGCUUAUCUUACCCCAUAUGUGUGGGCCUAAAUAUCUGAUAGUGUGCUUGCAAUACUAAACAGUAUUAUAUCUUGGAACAGGAAAAUCACUUCGUAAGUUAUAAUGCUUAUCUUGCUGAAAAAACAUGAAUGAAUUAUUGUUUAUUUACUAGCUUACAAUCUCUAGAUUCAUUGUCUACUAGAAUGUUGGAACUUUUGUCAGUUUCAACUCCAAUGUCCAUGUGGGCGCAAAGGUCUUUCAUCCCCAAUAUCUCUCUCGCUCAAACCUCAUGGCAAUAGCUCUGCUCGGUGUUCGCGCCUUGAACUCUCCCAGGAAAACGAAUCCAUUCUCAAGCCUUAUUGAUCGUGUAACUUUUACAGAAACCUGAUAAUCAUUUUAAGCUCUCAGCGAUGUGUAGAUAAGAUAAGACAGUUAACUUGUUACCUUCAUUCAACAAAGCGUUCUACUAACAGUCGAAUUUCCACCAGCGGGGGUCUCUACUGCACGAGUGGUCCCAGUGUUGUAGCUAGAACUUGAAGACAUAUAUUCUAACUUCUGCUACAAGUGCGAACGUUCAACUCUGCAACAUAAGUAGCUUCUUUUUUGGACCUUGCUUGGUUGUGAUGAGAAUAACUCUAAAGCAUUGACUAUUAAUAUUGUUCCCUUUAAAAGUGGUGUGACCCAGGAAAAAGCACUAGUACGUGGUCAUCUCGCGAAGGUGUGGCAUGUGAUGAUGGUGACAAGUGCACACGAGGUGACACAUGUCGUAGUGGCGAAUGUACCGGCACGCCCUUCACGUGUAAUUCAUUUUGCCAAUACUGUAAUGGGAACAGCUGCGAUCUUAAGACAGGAUUCGGAUUCGUGAACAGGUGCACCUGCAGGAUAGCAGGUAUACAUAACUUCAUAAUUACUUCCACAACGGAAUUUGAACUCAGAUGUGAGAGCUUAAAAGACAAAUUCAGUUUAAUUCUCUUUGCCUACAAUUUGGUGACUGGAUACUCUGAAAAGAAUACAGAAAAUUAACCGAUAGGGAUCUUUUAAUGAAAAAACAAAACAAAACAACAACAACAACAACAACAACAAAACCAUGGGCUAAAAUUUAAUCCUGGGUUUAGCGCUAACGAACGUUCGAACAACUGGGCCCAAAUCUAAAAGUUACAACCCUUUUGUCAAAUCACUAAGACUUAAAAUCAAUAAUUUUUUUUAAAUAUACAUCUUGCUAUGUUCAUUUUUGCUUUAGCAAUUAAUAUAUAUUUAAACCCUAUGAAUAUGGACCAUGAGGCGACUAUACAAAGAAAGUGUUCGUAUUUAUUGGUUUUCUGCAAAAACAAUUUUAUUCCACAGACAAGUUUCUCACUCAAAAGUCGAUUGUUUAGAUAUUACUUUUAAGUUAAAAUUAAAAAAGCAUUCAAUGCCAAAAUAGUUAAAUACUGAUGUCUACUACGGGUGACCGUAUCAAGAGAGUUGAAUUUAGCGAAAAUGUAAGGGCUUUCCAAAGGACAAAAAAAAACUGUUACUGAUAGCAAGUUGUCCUUUAAAGUGGGUGUCUGUAAAUCGGGCUCCGGAUUGGAUUGUACAUGACGAUUGGGGAGAGCCUAUUUAUUCAUCUUUAACUCUAUCAAUCAAACACAAGAAGGACUAGAGGACUGAAAAAGCAAAUGCUUUUGUAAAUCAUAUACUUUUGUUACAGGCAGGGACUAUGAACACCACGCCGUAAAUCCGUCAAACCAGUGUCAGUGGUGUGACUUGUAUGACCCAACAGCUCGUGCUAACAGUGUCUGGUCAAACAAGAACCUGCCAUGUAGUGACCAUAAUACGAGGACUAACGACGACCGGUGUCGUAAUGGAUUUUGCAUAGGAACACCUUACAACUGCCUUCCAUGUGAACGGCAUGACGGAAGUGGCUGUCCAAUAAAAUCAGGGUACUGCAUCAUACAGAAAGGAAAACAAAGAACGUGUUAUGCCAAGAAUCAGUAUAAACCAGGAAAUCCUUGUCAGGUAGGCUGUAAAAUUAGUGAAUGAGGCUGAUUAUCCUAGAAAGAAUUAUGGAGAUCGAGGAGGGUGUUAUCCGUCGAAGCCGUAGGCCGAGGCGGAUAACACCCUCCGAGAUCUCCAUAAUUCUUCAUAUGAUACGAAAGCCGAAUUCAAUAAUUGUUUUAUUAUUCAUUCAAAAUAAUUCCUAGUUUAAAAACAAAGCUAAAAAAAGUUAUCUCUAUUGAUGUUAAGUUCACCUCCGAUAGUGCACGUUUAGGGUUGUUCAGCUCCGCAAAUAUUCUCCAAAUAGCAGAUGUCGCUCUUCGAGUUGUGUUCUUGCUGUUCUUGCCAUGUUUUAGCUAUAAUUUCGCCUAGUUCUUACUCUUGAAAGGAGUGAAAUGUCCGCCAUUUUUGUUUUCACAACCAAAACAACUCCACCUCGUCCCCAGGUGUUCUCGGUUAACGGUGCAUUAACCUGCAAGAACGCUGCAUUUUUGACGUCAUUUCCUCUUUAAACACAAAAUUCUUCCAAAUUUGGUCAUCAGUAACUGGUUAUGGUGAGUUAUGCGUUUGCUUUUAGCCAAUCAGAAUCCGGGAAAUAUUUUAAAUGAAUAAUAAGUAGAGAUUAAUUCAUAGAAACUGACACUUACGUAUUUUUAUUCACGAGUUGCAAAGCCGAGUCAGCAAAGGGGUGCAUGAGUUUUCCGAAGUUUGCUAACGAGUGAGUAAAAUACUCACAUAGCACUUUCUAUGGCGUAAUUUGUUUAUUGCCCCCGAAGAGAUUUCGCCCAGACGGCAAAUCACGGGGAGGCAUCCUAGUAGCGCGCGUGUAUGUACAAUUGAAAUAUACAGUUAGAAUGCGAGAAAAAAUCUCGAUUUGCUUGGUCAGGGGCCGCAUGGAAUCCUUGGGUAAGGUAAUGUUGACGUUUCUAUUGUUCGCGCGCGCAAGUAAGAGAUGCUUAGGAUGACGAAAAACACAAAAUCCCCGAAGGGACCGCUCAGUUUGAUUUUGUGACCCUUAUUAAUGUACAUUCAUACUUUGAUACUCUUUUAAAUAAAACAACUAAGAUAGUAAUAUGUUCUCACGCAUACUCAUUAGAGACCUUUAGAUUCGGGGAAGAGGACGACUACGAGUACGAGAUUUGACUUUUAGUUUUUUCGCGCCUUCUCAAAAUAUAGACUUCCCGGAAAGCUUUAUUUUACCAUUUUUCACCAGAAACGUUAGCACUGUUAUCUUUAGUGAUGAAGGUUACGCGCUCACCCGACCGCAAAAUGAUAAAACUUCUAACAUUUGAUGUCUUGUUUUCGUCACCACGACAUUCGCGCGAAAACUCGUAGCAGAACGACGACGGCUACCACUUUUUCCCGCCAAAAUGACGCCGGCUCACACGCGUACACUACUUAGUAUUGAGAAAAUCUCGUACUCGUAGUCGAACCCCUCCUAGAAUCUAAAGGUCUCUAUUACCUCAUCACGAAAUAUUAAGUCAUGGGAAAAGACGCGACUGAUGAGGCAAUAGGCAUGCCACGAGAAAACUUUAAAAAACGCAGAACUCGUCAACCACCACCAGCGGAGGUGGGAGGGUCGCGAAAGGCGAAAGAGUUCCCGGAGAACCGACCCUUGAAAUGGCCACGAUUUGAAUGAAACCGCCGAAUUUAUACCAGCGGAGCGCAAAGCAUCAUGAUCACUACAGGCGUGUACCAACACGGGAGAAUGCGAACGGAUUACAUCAAAUUCCGCUUCGAGCUAAUGUAUUAUACAAUGAGAAUAGUAUGCGCGCUCUGAUUGGCCGAGAGGCGUGUUUACAUGAGAGUAUGUAAACACAGUUGUGACCGAUGUCAAGAUGUUUUGCUUUUCUCUCGUUAAUCACGCAAUGCAAGCAGGAAUUUGAAAAAGUUUUUGAGUUGAAAACUUGACAGGUUUACUUUAUAUAUCCAUGUCCUCGUCGGUUGAAACUUGGAAAAUCUUUGCAAACAAAAUCCCUAUUUUGAAAAGCUUCUUUUUUGCAAAACAAAGACUGAUUACGCGUGCAAGACUUGCUAUACAAGACUACGCGACUGGUAAAAAUUUCUGUUUUAAUCAGUGCCAUAACAAAGAGAUUUGCGUUUUUUCUAGGGAAAGUUAAUUUAUAAAAGCAAUAGAAAACUUUUUCCUGUUUUUGCAUAAUAACCUCAUGUUAAUACUAAAAAAAUGUUUUAUUUCGCUUAAUUUCGUUACGUGUUAUCAAUGACAUUCUGCGGAGCAGGUGUUUUGAAAGUUAUUGACCAAAAGACACUCGUUAAGCGCAGAUAAAGUUAUAAGGUGCGUAUAACUGGAGAGUUUGCAAGACACUAAUUUAUCAUUCAAAAAUCAAAACAAUUUGCCAGACAAUCUUUCUCUCUCUUUGGGGGAAUAACACUCAGUUCAAAGAAAAUCAAGACGAGUGAAUCAGCGGCUAGCUUACCACUAGCAGAGCGAUGGACGAUUACAAAUAUUCCCUACGCACAGAUGUCCUUCUAUAAAAAAAUGACUAGAACGUGCGAACGUGAAUUUAUCAAGAAACCUUUCAAUUUCCAAGGCUUACUUUCCGGCUAUAAAAUGAUCUGUCUGUAAAGUAAAUGCGGAGACUGCGAAAAAUUCCAACUUCUAAUCAGAUCUUUUCUUAUGGUUUAGAAUUUCUCUAAACUUGGAAUGUUUUGAUUAAAGUUGUUUAUAUCGAACUGAAUCAGUGCAUUUAACCUUGCGUUUCCUGAUUUUACUUCACCUAUUGUAUGGAAUACCGUAUUCCAAUAAGUACCCAACCUCGAAUCAGCGCCCAGUCUCGAAUAAGCCCCCCCCCUUCUCUCUCUCCCACCCCACUCAAACUCAAUAAAUGCCAAACCCCAUCCAAAAAGUAUUAGGUGCACGAGAGUUGUAUUGAUACAUACAUACAUACAUAAACUUUAUUAAAGUGUCAAGGUAUUUAGCUGAAAGCUAAUUGUGGACACUGUAAAUAAAUAAAAUGAAUACAAUAUAAGUAUAUGUAAAAAUAUUAAAAAUAUAGUCUUAAAAUAUCAUUAAUAUAUAAAAAUAACAUCAAUAUAUAAAAUUACUACAAACCAACAGCAGGACAAGCAGGGAACAAACAAAGACAAACAAAUAGAUAGACAGAACAAACAAUCACAUAGACAGACAAACAAACAGACAAUAUAGGACAAACAUAUAAGCAGCAGUCAAACAUAAAUACAAAAUUCAGAAAGUUAAAAGUCUAGAAAAUAUAAUUUAGACGAAUUAAAUAGAAAGGGGAGCACACUCCCAAUACACGAGGCAGGCAGACAGCAGAAGCCACUAUGCAUACCCACCACUCUAAGAUGAGCAUGCACAGUAGACACACGUACCGUCCAGAAAGCCAAGCACAUUGAGAGCACGCACCCCUCUCCUGAAUGACUGAAGACUGGUCUUACUGCGUAGUUCCUGGCUUAUCUUACCCCAUAUGUGUGGGCCUAAAUAUCUGAUAGUGUGCUUGCAAUACUAAACAGUAUUAUAUCUUGGAACAGGAAAAUCACUUCGCAAGUUAUAAUGCUUAUCUUGCUGAAAAAACAUGAAUGAAUUAUUGUUUAUUUACUGGCUUACUCGUUGUCUACUAGAAUGUGGGAACUUUUGUCAGUUUCAACUCCAAUGUCCAUGUGGGCGCAAAGGUCUUUCAUCCCCAAUAUCUCGCUCGCUCAAACCUAAUGGCAAUAGCUCUGCUCGGUGUUCGCGCCUUGAACUCUCCCAGGAAAACGAAUCCAUUCUCAAGCCUUAUUGAUCGUGUAACUUUUACAGAAACCUGAUAAUCAUUUUAAGCUCUCAGCGAUGUGUAGAUAAGAUAAGACAGUUAACUUGUUACCUUCAUUCAACAAAGCGUUCUACUAACAGUCGAAUUUCCACCAGCGGGGGUCUCUACUGCACGAGUGGUCCCAGUGUUGUAGCUAGAACUUGAAGACAUAUAUUCUAACUUCUGCUACAAGUGCGAACGUUCAACUCUGCAACAUAAGUAGCUUCUUUAUUAGACCUUGCUUGGUCGUGAUGAGAUUAGCUCUAAAGCACUGACUAUUUAUUGUUCCCUUUGAAAGUGGUGUGACCCAGGAAAAAGCACUAGUACGUGGUCAUCUCGCGAAGGUGUGGCAUGUGAUGAUGGUGACAAGUGCACACGGGGUGACACAUGUCGUAGUGGCGAAUGUACCGGCACGCCCUUCACGUGUAAUUCAUUUUGCCAGUACUGUAAUGGGAACAGCUGCGAUCUUAAGACAGGAUUCGGAUUCGUGAACAACAGGUGCACCUGCAGGAUAGCAGGUAGACAUAACUUCAUAAUUACUUCCACAACGGAAAGUUGGUCAUUGCAAACAUCUGAUUGAAUUUUGCAUGAGAUACUUUUUUUUCCACUAUAUAGCUUUGGCUUUGAUGUUAUUUGAAGUGCUGAAACAAUGAUAUACCUUGUCAUACUGGGCCGGGUUGGUCGAAGAUGGGUUAAGAUAACCCAGGGUUAGUGCGAAAUUUGAACUCAGAUAUGAGAGCUUAAAAGACAAAUUCAGUUUAAUUCUCUUUGCCUACACUUUGGUGACUGGGUACUCUGAAAAGAAUACAGAAAAUUAACCGAUAGGGUUCUUUUGAUGAAAAAACAAAACAAAACAACAACAACAACAACAACAACAACAACAACAAAACCUUGGGCUAAAAUUUAAUCCUGGGUUUAGCGCUAACGAACGUUCGAACAACUGGGCCCAAAUCUAAAAGUUACACCCUUUUGUCAAAUCACUAAGACUUAAAAUCAAUAAUUUUUUUUAAAUAUACAUCUUGCUAUGUACAUUUUUGCUUUAGCAAUUAAUAUAUAUUCAAACCCUAUGAAUAUGGACCAUGAGGCCACUAUACAAAGAAAGUGUUUAUAUUUAUUGGUUUUCUGCAAAAACAACUUUAUUCCACAGACAAGUUUUUCACUCAAAAGUCGAUUGUUUAGAUAUUACUUUUAAGUUAAAAUUAAAAUAGCAUUCAAUACCAAAAUAGUUAAGAACUGAUGUAUACUACGGUUGACCGUAUCAGGAGAGUUGAAUUUAGCGAAAAUGUAAGGGCUUUCCAAAGGACAAAAAAAAACUGUUACUGAUAGCAAGUUGUCCUUUAAAGUAGGUGUCUGUAAAUCGGGCUCCGGAUUGGAUUGUACAUGACGAUUGGGGAGAGCCUAUUUAUUCAUCUUUAACUCUAUCAAUCAAACACAAGAAGGACUAGAGGACUGAAAAAGCAAAUGCUUUUGUAAAUCAUAUACUUUUGUUACAGGCAAGGACUAUGAACACCACGCCGUAAAUCCGUCAAACCAGUGUCAGUGGUGUGACUUGUAUGACCCAACAACUCGUGCUAACAGUGUCUGGUCAAACAAGAACCUGCCAUGUAGUGACCAUAAUACGAGGACUAACGACGACCGGUGUCGUAAUGGAUUUUGCAUAGGAACACCUUACAACUGCCUUCCAUGUGAACGGCAUGACGGAAGUGGCUGUCCAAUAAAAUCAGGGUACUGCAUCAUACAGAAAGGAAAACAAAGAACGUGUUAUGCCAAGAAUCAGUAUAAACCAGGAAAUCCUUGUCAGGUAGGCUGUAAAAUUAGUGAAUGAGGCUGAUUAUCCUAGAAAGAAUUAUGGAGAUCGAGGAGGGUGUUAUCCGUCGAAGCCGUAGGCCGAGGCGGAUAACACCCUCCGAGAUCUCCAUAAUUCUUCAUAUGAUACGAAAGCCGAAUUCAAUAAUUGUUUUAUUAUUCAUUCAAAAUAAUUCGUAGUUUAAAAACAAGCUAAAACAUGCUUACCUCUAUCGAUGCUAAGUUCACCUCCGAUAGUGCACGUUUAGGGUUGUUCAGCUCCGCAAAUAUUCUCCAAAGAGUAGAUGUCGCCCUUCGAGUAAUGUUCUUGCCACGUUUUUAGCUAUAAUUUCGCCUAGUUAUUACUCUUGAAAGGAGUGAGAUGUCCGCCAUUUUUGUUUUCAUAACCAAAACAACUCCACCUCGUCCCCAGGUGUUCUCGGUUAACGGUGCAUUAACCUGCAAGAACGCUGCAUUUUUGACGUCAUUUCCUCGUUAAACACAAAAUUCUGCCAAAUUUGGUCAUCAGUAACUGGUUAUGGUGAGUUAUGCGUGUGGUUUUAGCCAAUCAGAAUCCGGGAAAUAUUUUGAAUGAAUAAUAAAUAGAGAUUAAUUCAUAGAAACUGACACUUAUGUAUUUUUAUUCACGAGUUGCAAAGCCGAGUCAGCAAAGGGGUGCAAGAGUUUUCCGAAGUUUGCUAACGAGUGAAUAAAGUACUCACAAAGCACUUUCUAUGGCGUAAUUUGUUUAUUGUCCCCGCAGGGAUUUCGCCCAGACGGCGAAUCACGGGGAGGCAUCCUAGUAGCUCGCCCGUAUAUACAAUUGAAAUAUACCGUCAGAAUGCGAGAAAAAAUCUCGAUUUGCUUGGUAAGGGGCCGCAUGGAAUCCUUGGGUAAGGUAAUGAUGACGUUUCUAUUGUUCGCGCGCGCAAGUAAGAGAUGCUUAAUUAGGAUGACGUCAAACACAAAAUCCCCGAAGGGACCACUCAGUUUGAUUUUGUGACCUUUAUUGUACAUUUAUACUUUGAUACUCUUUUAAAUAAAACAACUAAGAUAGUAAUAUGUUCUCACUGCAUACUGAUUACCUCAUCGCGAAAUAUUAAGUCAUGGGAAAAGUCCGCGACUGAUGAGGCAAUAGGCAUGCAACGAGGAAACUUUAAAAAACGCAGAACUCGUCAACCACCACCAGCGGAGGUGGGAGGGUCGCGAAAGGCGAAAGUGUUCCCGCAGAACCGACCCUUGAAAUGGCCAGGAUUUGACUGAAACCGCCGAAUUUAUACCAGCGGAGCGCAAAGCAUCAAGAUCACUACAGGCGUGUACCAACACAGGAGAAUGCGAACGGAUUACAUCAAAUUCCGCUUCGAGCUAAUUUAUUAUGCAAUGAGAAUAGUAUGCGCGCUCUGAUUGGCCGAGAGGCGUGUUUACAUGAGAGUAUGUAAACACAGUUGUGACCGAUGUCAAGAUGUUUUGCUUUUCCUGCGUUAAUCACUUGACAGGUUUACUUUAUAUAUCCAUGUCCUCGUCGCUUGAAACUUGGAAAAUCUUUGCAAACAAAAUCCCUAUUUUGAAAAGGGUGCAUUUGAAAAAGGCGCAUUUGAAAACUGUAUAGUUGAAUUUGCGCGGUAUAAAUAAAUGUUAUUAUUUGUUAUUCUAAAGUUUCUUUUUUGCAAAACAAAGACUGAUUACGAGUGCAAGACUUCCUAUACAAGACUACGCGACUGGUAAAAAUUUCUGUUUUAAUCAGUGCCAAAACAAAGAGUUUUGCGUUUUUUCUAGGGAAAGUUAAUUUAUAAAAGCAAUAGAAAACUUUUUCCUGUUUUUGCAUAGCCUGAUAUAAACACUAAAACAAUGUUUUAAAACACAGAAAAAUGAAUUCUUGCGCUUAAUUUCGUUACGUGUUAUGAAUGACAUUCUGUGGAGCAGCAGUUUUGAAAGUUAUGGACCAAAAGACACUCGUUAAGCGCAGAUAAAGUUAUAAGGUGCGUAUAACUGGAGAGUUUGCAAGACACUAAUUUAUCAUUCAAAAAUCAAAACAAAUUACCAGACAAUGUUUCUCUCUCUUUGGGGGAAUAACACUCAGUUCAUAGAAAAUCAAGACGAGUGAAUCAACGGGUAGCUUAUCACUAGCAGAGCGAUGGACGAUUUCAGACAUUCCCUGCGUAUAGAUGUCCUUCUAUAAAAAAAAAAAGAGUAAAACGCGCGAACGUGAAUUUAUCAAGAAACCUUUCAAUUUCAAAGGCUUACUUUCCGGCGGUAAAAUGAUCUUUCUGUAAAGUGAAUGAGAGACUGCGAAAAAUUCCAACUUCUAAUCAGACCUUUUCUUAAUGGUUUAGAAUCGUUCUCUAAACUUGGAAUGUUUUGAUCAAAGUUGUGUACAUCGAACUGAAUCAGUGCUAGGAACCUUGCGUUUCCUGGUUUUAAUUCACCUAUUGUAUGGGAUAGCGUGUUUAUUCAAGUAAGUACCCAGCCUCGAAUCAGCGCCCAGCCUCGAAUAAGCCCUUCCCCCCUCUCUCCCAUCCCACUCAAACUCAAUAAGUGCCCAACCCCAUCCAAAAAAUAUCAGGUGCACGAGAGUUGUACUGAUUAUUAAUUAUUUACUGGCUUACAAUCUCUAGAUUCAUUGUUUACUAGAAUGUGGGGACUUUUGUCAGUUUCUACUCCAAUGUCCAUGUGGGCGCAAAGUUCUUUCAUCCUCAAUAUCUCGCUCGCUCAAACCUCAUGGCAAUAACUCUGCUCGGCGUUCGCGCUUUGAAUGCUCCUAGGACAACGAAUCCAUUCUCAAGAUUUAUUGAUCCUGUAACUUUUACAGAUACCUGAUUAUCAUUUUAAGCUCUCAGCGAUGCGUAGAUAAGAUAAGACAGUUUAUCUUGUUACCUUCAUUGAACAAAGCGUUCUACUAACAGUCGAAUUUCCACCGGCGGGGGUCUGUACUGCACGAGUGGUCCCCGUGUUGUAGCUAGAACUGGAAGACAUAUAUUCUAACUUCUGCUACAAGUGCGAACGUUCAACUCUGCAACAUAAGUAGCUUCUUUAUUAGACCUUGCUUGGUCGUGAUGAGAUUAGCUCUAAAGCACUGACUAUUUAUUGUUCCCUUUGAAAGUGGUGUGACCCAGAAAAAAGUACUAGUACAUGGUUACCUCGCGAGGGUGUGGCGUGUGAUGAUGGUGAAAAGUGCACAUGGGGUGACACUUGUCGUAGUGGCCAAUGUACCGGCACGCGCCUCACGUGCAGUUCAGUUUGCCAGUACUGUAAUGGGAACAGCUGCGGUCUUAAAACAGGAUUCGGAUUUGUCAACAACAGGUGCACGUGCAGGAUAGCAGGUAUACACAUAACUUUAUAAUUACUUCCACAACGGAAAGUUGGUCAUUGCAAACAUCUGACUGAAUUUUGAACGAGAUGCUUUUUUACUACAGUGAAACCUUUAUUAAGCGGACGCCUCCAUUAAGCGGACGCGGACACCUAAGAAGUACCUAAAAAGGGCCAUUUCUAUUGUUGCCAACCUGUAUUAAACGGACACUUGUAAUUAAAUUCCACCACCCAACAUGCCAGACACCGGAAAUGCGAAAGAUUGCCUCGAAUUGCCACCCACAAAUUUUUCGAUUUUUACAUUAAAAAACGUGACUUAACGAACUUAUUUGAUUAGUUUCACAGUACAGGAUUGUUUUCUAUUUCGUUCUGUUUGUAUAGAGCUUGUUUCACUCAUCUGAUUUCUUCAAAUUUGAGUGGCAAUCCAUGUUUAUGGUACUAUGAUCAAUUGGUUCACUUUGAUAAAGAAAUUAAUGCAAACGUCUAUCGUCAUAGUCUCUAGGAGUAUUAUAAACGCUUCCACUGUUCAUUUGAAUGGCAUUUGACACCUCAUAUGACGACACAUAUCGAAACCUGUAUUAGGCGGACACCCUGUAUUAAGCGGACACUACAGCAUUCCCCGAGGGUGUCCGCUUAAUACAGGUUUCACUGUAUAUAGCUUUAGCUUUCAUGUUAUUUGAAGUGCUGAAGCAAUGAUAUACCUUGUCAUACUGGACCGGGUUGGUCGAAGCUGGGUUAAGAUAACCCAGGGUUAGUGCGAAUGAUUUGGACUCAGAUAUGAGAGCUUGAAAAGCAAAUUCAUUUUAAUUCUCUUUGCCUACAAUUUGGUGACUGGAUACUCUGAAAAGAAUAUAGAAAAUUAACCAAGAGAGUAUUUUUGAUGAAAAAAAAAAUCAUGGAUUAAAAUUUAAUCCUGGGUUUAGCGCUAACGAGCGUUCGAACAACUGGGACCAGAUCUAAAAGUUACAAUCCUUUUGUCAAAUCACUAAGACUUAAAAUCAAUAUAUUUUUUUUAAAUAUACAUCUUGAUAUGAACAUUUUUGCUUUAGCAAUUAAUAUAUAUUCAAACCCUAUGAAUACGGAUACUCUGAAAAGAAUAUAGAAAAUUAACCAAGAGAGUAUUUUUGACGAAAAAAAAAAAUCAUGGCUUAAAAUUUAAUCCUGGGUUUAGCGCUAACGAGCGUUCGAACAACUGGGACCAGAUCUAAAAGUUACGAUCCUUUUGUCAAAUCACUAAGACUUAAAAUCAAUAAUUUUUUUUUAAAUAUACAUCUUGAUAUGAACAUUUUUGCUUUAGCAAUUAAUAUAUAUUCAAACCCUAUGAAUACGGACCAUGAGGCGACUAUACAAAGAAAGUGUUCGUAUUUAUUGGUUUUCUGCAAAAACUUUAUUCCACAGACAAGUUUCUCACUCAAAAGGUCGAUUGUUUAGAUAUUACUUUUAAGUUAAAAUUAAAAUAGCAUUCAAUGCCAAAAUAGUUAGAAACUGAUGUCUACUACGGGUGUCCGUAUCAAGAGAGUUGAAUUUAGCGAAAAUGUAAGUGCUUUCCAAAGGACAAAAAAAAACUGUUAUUGAUAGCAAGUUGUCCUUUAAAGUGGGUGUCUGUAAAUCGGGCUCCGGAUUGGAUUGUACAUGACGAUUGGGGAGAGCCUAUUUAUUCAUCUUUAACUCUAUCAAUCAAACACAAGAAGGACUAGAGGACUGAAAAAGCAAAUGCUUUUGUAAAUCAUAUACUUUUGUUACAGGCAAGGACUAUGGACACCACGCCGUAAAUCCGUCAAACCAGUGUCAGUGGUGUGACUUGCAUGACCCAACAACUCGUGCUAACAGUGUCUGGUCAAACCGCCCUGCAAUAACUUGUGACGAUCAAGAUGCAUGUACCAAGCAGGACACUUGUAAUGCCGGCAGGUAUGUACAGUUAGGCGUUCGUACUCAUAACUGGAAGAAUAUCUAUGUUUUGACAACUAGAUUCCAGUUUGCCGUGGGUCCGGGACAUAGAUCAUAGCGGAGGCGCCAUUGCUAUAAAAAAUGAAAACCCAUCGAUGCGCGAAAAUUUAGUUAUGACGUCAACUUUCGAACGCCCGCCCGUAGAGACUAUAAGGGUAGGAAAGGGAUAUGAAGGGAUUCUUAGACAUGCAUCUUGCGUUUGUCUAGGCAAGAAAUAAGCAGUUCAGAGGCAACCGAUAGACUUACUCAAGUAGAAAUCUAGAUUGUUUCUUGACUUUGACUUACGACAGAAAACGUCGAAUUCAGUGUCAUUAAUACAAUUUUAAGGGUUUCCUUUUCUCGGGGCCAAUCUAAUCUCAGAUUGGUCAAAAAUUUUUUUUAGAAACUGUGCAGUAUCUUGAAAUUUGUUUACCGACAAGUAAACUGAGGCUUUGUGUAAUUUAAAGACUCUAACUUUUGUAUACUUUCAAGCUUACGUACAACGGUCACCCUUAGGAAAUAGCAAGGAGACCGUUAUAUACAGGGUGACCGCUAAAUACAGGUCAACUUUGUAGGAAUUCAUAUAAGGUAACUGAACAUUUUUGGAAGUAGUCCAGGGUAACCGCUAAAUACAGAGCCGUUAUAUACAGGUUUGACUGUACUUCUUCCGUCUUUCGGUACAAAAUGAAUUCUGUUGUGGAACAAAGCUGGUUUGAUAGUUUGUCUGUCCGGUUCUCUGUUGAGGGAAACGGGCCAUUAGGUUAUUUCCUUUUAUUUAUUUUUACACAGGUCAUGUUCACGCGUCAUCUAUUUUUCGUCCCUCGCUGGUAGUCACAUGUCUGUGAGAAUGAUAUAAUACUGACCUCCCUUCUCCAUUCCAUUCAAAGUUGUUCCUCCAAGUUUGCUAGAAACUUUGAUAAGGGGUGGAGGGCGGAUCACAAGCAAAAGAUCAUGGACAGGCCAUUUAAGCCAAAGUAUGGUACAGUGUCUUAAGUAUUUUUGCAACCAGUUGUUGCGUUGAAAGUCAACGGGAUUAAUCAAACUUCCUUUUCGAAAGUUUCAUAGGCUUUCAGAGUCAAGAAAUACUGUUCUGACCUCACUAACUGCCUUUUAGAGCUGACAUUGAUUGUUUCCUUCUCUAGAUGUUUUGGGCAGGGCUACUCUUGUCAAUCUUCCUUUCCAUCCUCAAGUUGUAUCCAGACAUCUGUGUGUGUUGGUGAUGGUAAUUGCAGAUUUACCAUGAGGUCACGUAGAACAAUAUGCCGCGCCGCUGCGGACAUUUGUGACAAACCAGAGAGGUAAAAUGAAAAUAGAUUAUUUUAAUACGGUGUACUAGUGAUAGUUUUCAGAUCAAUUUUACCUCUGAGACGAACCAUCGUUUUUCAAUUCUUUUUUCCUGGGGGCCAACCAGUCGUAUGUACUGCAAAGCGCAAGUUAAUUAAAUUGAAUGGCAGUUUCAUAACCCGAAAUGACGUUUUAAGUCAUUAUUAAUUAAUAUUGCUGAUUUAUGUCUUGAUGGAAGGUGUAAUGGUGUCUAUGGAACAUGUCCUGGAGCAGUGACAGAUAGCGUUGUGUUAAAAGCCGGCCAAGUACAGUUCAUGGACUCAAAGUUUAACACGGUCGUCAAUUACCAGUACUUUACUGACAGGGUGUUUUUGGAGAUAACUGGAUUCCUUGCGUCGUGUGGAAAGAUUCAUCUUACAUGGUAUCUACUCUCUGCAAUGUCACCUUGCUCUUUAAAUUCACCUUUUAGUGGUUCUUUGUCAGGUACCAGCAGACAUCAGACCGUUUAUGGACUGAAAAUGAAAGAUAACACAAAAUACAAAUUUGCCGUCAGAGCGUCUGACAUGAGACGUAAGGUACAUAAAGUAGUAUGCACUGGCGUAAUAGUCAUGGAUACAUCAAAGCCACAAGGUGGAUGGAUCCGCGAUGGACCUGCGAGAGAUCUCAGUUACCAAUCUUCCAAAUUCCUCCAGGUAAAUUGGGGAGGGGUACAAACAAGAAAUGGUGUUGCUAGCUACGACUGGAAGGUGCGUAGCAUUCCGUUUAAGAGCAAUCAGUUCACCGAAGUUAUGCCAUUUAAGAACGCAAACCGAAACACAAACGCCGGAAUAUCCACCAGCAGCGUUUCGGACGGUUCAAAGGUAUUUUUCAUUGUCCGAGCGUAUACGAAGGCGGGAUUGUUUUCUGACCUUACAAGUGACGGCGUUGUCAUUGACACAUCACCACCAGUGCCAGGAAAGGUCUACGAUGGCUACCAGUUUAAGUCAGACUUGGAAUUUGCUAACUGGGCAAGUACCUUCAGCGCCAACUGGGACCGAUUUAUUGAUCCCCAUUCUCCUAUUUCACGAUACAAGUGGGCGGUGCUAAGACUUGGAUCUGGGCUUAUUACCCAGUUUAUGACCAGCACGCGUAACCGCGCUACAGCAAAUAACCUCAAUCUUGUUUCUGGGGAGAGGUACUGUGCAAUUGUCAGAGGCUAUAACGAGGCUGAUCUUUACAACCAAGUCCGAUCAGACUGUGUGUUGAUAGACCAUGAUGCUCCGCAAGCUGGUAUUGUCAACGAUGGACACUUCCGCGAUUUAGACUUCCAAACGGAGGACACCAUGAUAGCAGCUAAUUGGAAUGGAUUCAAUGAUGGAAGGAAAGGAAGUGGAAUCGUGGUGUACAAAUACAGAGUAACAGAAGAAGAUGGAAGCACAGUAGUUCCAUGGGCAUCGGCAGGCAAUAGAAGAAACAUUAAGCAUAACGGGCUGGUUUUGAAGAAUGGCGCAAAAUACUUUGUUACAGUAAAAGCAGUCGAUGCGGUGGGAUUUAGUACUGAAAUCACCACGGAUGGCGUUACAGUAGACACAACACAUCCUGUUUUCACAGGAAAAGUGACUGUAAUAGGAGUAGAUGACUUGAUAAUCGGAAAUCCGUGCGUUUACACAUCAAGUACAUCUUCAGUAACGGUGGAGUGGAUUGGUUUCUCUGACGUACAUAGUGGACUUCAACGAUAUGAAUGGGCAAUCAUCCCCUCCGUCAAGUCACCGUCAAACACUGACUUCGCAGAGGUAUCUCGAUCCAAUCUUCGAACGUCUGCAACAUUCCACAAUCUAGCACUUAUUCAAGGUAAAGAAUAUUAUGUCAUCAUAAGAGCGUACAAUAGAGCUAAGUUAUAUAAAGACGCGUACUCAGUCCUUGUGAUACCCGACUCCACCCCUCCAUCCCCUGGAGAGGUGUUCGACGGACCAACAUACAAAUUGGAUGUUGACUAUCAGGCGACGAUUCAUCAUGUUUAUGGGUCUUGGUCAAGUUUCACUGAGCCUCACACUGCAGUCAAGCAAUACUACUAUGCUGUAGGAAGCUGUAUCUCUGGAAACUACCAUGUUACUGGAAACGGAUUUGUUAAAACUGACCCUCCAACGACUUCUUCAUUUUUGAUAGAAAACAUUACACUUGUUAACGGUCAACAGUAUUGCAUUAAGAUUAAGGCUGAAAACAAAGCUGGGUUGAUGAGUUCUGAAGUAUCAUCAAAUGGUUUUGUCGUUGACAUAACACCUCCAAACACUCGGAAAGCUCAAGUGCGUGACGGAAUCACGGGUGCGGAUAUAGAUUAUCAAGCUAAUGCCACAGCAAUGUCAGCUGAAUGGGAUGGUUUCGUAGACCUAGAGUCUGGGAUCCAGUAUUAUGGAUAUGGCGUAGGCAGAAAUCGCGCUAGCACACCUUAUGUUUAUCCAUUAACAACUAAUGGCCUUAAAACUUCAGCGACUGCAGGUGGCCUAUCGCUGACAGAUGAUAUCUACUACUUCAUAGUUUGUGCUGUAAAUAAUGCGGGGUUACGAAGCUGCAUUAGCUCUGAUGGAGUACUAAUCGAUUUGACUCCUCCAAGCCGUGGUGUAGUGCACGACGGCAUCACUGAGCCAGAUCUGCAGUAUCAGUCCUCUCUGUCAAGUAUGGCUGCCAACUGGAAAGGAAUCUGGGACUUGGAGAGUGGUAUUGAGAAGUUUGAGUGGAGUAUUGGAACCAGUGCAAGUGAUAAGAACAGUGUUCAAGACUAUGUCGAUGUUGGUCUCUCUACUCACGUUAGAAGUCCAUCGGCUCUUAACUUAUCAAGUGGGACAAAGUAUUAUGUUCAUCUUAAGGUAAUCAAUAAAGCAGGAGCUGUCAUUGAACUUGUUUCAGACGGUGUUAUAGCAGAUGGGACGCCACCAAUACCGAGCACAAUCCAUCCUGGAUUUGGAUCCCUAGAUGAAUGGAUAUUCCGUGAAGAAAAGAAUGCCUUCUACUCUGCUACGAGCUCAAGCAUCGCUGUUUACUGGGACCAGUUCUCGGAGCCUGAAAGUGAGGUCUGGUACUAUAAAUGGUCAAUAGGUACAAGCAAAUGCGGUACUCAAGUUCAACCACUUAUUAACAUAGGCCGGUCAAACUACGCCAACACCACGACGACAAACCUCUUUUUUAGGCCUGGCGUGAGAUAUUAUGCCAGCGUGAUGUCAAGAAACAAAGCUGGCCUAGUGUCGAGGGCUUGCUCUGAUGCGCUUGUCUUUGAUAGCAGUCCACCGCUUCCAGGAAUUAUUCACAUAAAACAACCGCCAGGAAGCAAUAUAACUAAAACUUUCAUUACUAACAACAGUGCGGCUAUUUAUUGGGAAGGAUUUAGUGACCCAGAGAGUGAGAUACAACGAUGCAAUAUUUCAAUUAUUGACCAAGCUGGCGACAUUAAGUUCGAAGAAACCUCCAAUUCAUCUUCUGGGUUUAUCAUGAUACCUGACAACGUCCUCUUCGUAGGUGGUCAAUACAAUAUUAGCGCAUAUUGUAUCAACAAUGCAAAUCUUGCUUGCUUGUCAAGCUCAGUGUUUAUCGUUGAUAACACGCCACCAGUUCAGUCUGGUCCUAUUGUAACGGGUAUAUCAUGCGAUGGCGCUUUACAUUAUCAGUCUGAUGACAAAUCUAUUAAAGGAUCCUGGCUACCGUUCACGGACCCUGAAAGCGGUAUACAAAGAUAUUAUGUGGCAAUUGGUUCACAACCUUACCAAGAUGAUAUCGUUGGUUUUGAAAACGUGUACCUCGCUGCUCGCAUAAACAAGACCGACCUUACUCUUUCUCAAGGCGUUGUAUACUACAUCACAGUUGUAGCAGUAAAUCGUGCUGGAUUGAGCACGAACAUAUCAUCUCUUGGCCUUUUGAUAGACAAAACGCCCCCUCUUGUCGACAAUGCUGAUAUCAUAGAUGGUAUGCAUGGUGCAGACAUCGACUACAUCUCUCCUGAUACUGUACUAUCGGCCCACUGGGAAAAGGUAGCCGAUCUCGAAAGCGGUAUUAUGCAAAGCCAGUAUUGUGUUGGAACCAAACCACUUGGUUGCCAAAUAAAACCAAUCACCAGUAUCGGUAGAAAUUUGUCCUUUACUUGUCCAGAUUGCAUCAUUCAAGAGGGGAUGAGAUUGUAUGUAACAGUGCAGGUGACAAAUGGUGCUGGUCUAAGUGAGACACGACACUCUGAUGGAAUGUUUUUGGAUGUUAGUCCUCCGCUAAUGGGCGAUGUUCAUGAUGGAAGUCAUGUAACUGGAAUGGACUGCAAUGUAGUUCUUGAAAAAUGGAAUAUUUCUGUGACUUGGUUUGGGGUGGAAGAUGAUGAAAGUGGCAUACGUUCUUGCAAAUGGACCAUUGAAAGUGACAAUGGAAGGAUAUUUUAUGGGGAUAACAUCAGCAAUACCUCCAUUUAUGAAGAACGAAAUUUAUUCUUACUCAACCGGACAUACCAAAAUCUUCUUGUCAUUACCAACGCGACGUACUUCAAUGUUUUGACCUGCAUCAACAGAGCAGGUUUACAAUCCACCAAGCGUUCUAAUGGCUUCCAAGUAAGAACCAUAUGGCCUAUCCCAGCUGUUGUAAGGGAUGGUACAACCCAAGGCAAAGAUUCAGCUUAUCUAACAAGUUCCAAAAUCGUAAGUGCCAAUUGGGAUCCAUUUUUUGACGAUGAAAGCGACCCUGUUGUCGACUACGAGUUUGCUGUCGGGACACUGACAGACAAGGAGAGUGUCCUUGGCUUCACUAGUGUAGGGUUGGUGAAGAUGGCUGAAAUAGACUUGGCCCCAGGCAUUCCUGAUCUUGAAGUCUUAGAUACUGGUGCGACGUAUUACACAACCGUUAAGGCGACUUCUUUGUGUGGUCUUAGUUCGACGAAGCGCUCUAAUGGCUUUAUUGUAGACCCUAGCCCGCCAAUGCAAACGGAACUUUUAGUGUCACACAAAGUGAUCGAUCAGAUUGCACGGACAGUUGAAAUCAGUGUUUCGUGGGAUGGAGUCAGGGAUAGCGAAAGUGGCAUUAGCAACAGUGAGUAUUGUCUAGGUACAACACAAGGCAGUUGCGAAAGAGACCUUAUUCCGGUGGGUCUUUCUACGUUUGGAACCAUUGGUCCCUUUCGGGCUUAUCCAUGGGUUCACUAUUACGUAAUCGUCGCGGUUACCAAUGGAGCUGGUCUGACAACAGUUAUGUCCUCAAGGAAGUUAUUUUUUGACACCACUCCCCCAUCCAAGGGUACUGUAAUCGAUGGUAUCGGCCCUGACAUUGAUUACAUGAAUUAUACCAGCUCUUUGUCGAUUCAGUGGAAAGGAAUUCACGAUCAGGAGUCAGGUAUUGCAAAUUGUUCAUGGCAUCUUAUUGAACAGUCUUCCUCUGAAAACAGGACUGCAUUUGAAAAUGAUACUGUUGUGUUAACACAACCCGUGGAAAGCAAAGGAAACCUCACACGUGAGAAUCUCAGUCUGAUACCUGGCGCCCGUUACGUCAGCAAGAUCGCGUGCUCCAAUAACGACGGUUUUAUCUCUACGUCCUUCUCUGAUGGUGUUGUUGUAGACGUUACUUCGCCAAGGGCUGUUCUUGUGCGAGACGGGUCAUCUCUAUCAACUGACGUGGAAUAUCAGUCAUCUACAACGGUAGUAGAAGCAAUAUGGAGCCCCUUUGAAGAUCAUGAAAGUGGGAUCAGCGAAUACAGGUGGGGCUUAGGAACAAUGCCUGAUGAUGUUAGCAUCGUGAAAUUUACUUCUACUGGAAAGGAAACCACGGGAAGAGCAGGGAACGUCUCUCUUUCCCAUGGCGUAAGGUAUUACGUUACUGUGCAAGCUACAAAUGGUGCAGGGAUGACGUCACAUGGUUGGUCUAGUGGGUUUACUGUUGAUGUAACUCCUCCUGAGAUCACGGAGGUAAGCAAAGCUCACAAAUAUUUCUCCUACAUCUAGGUGCAAUUUGCAGACGUAAACCACAAAAAAAAUCGAACGUAUUUAAAACAGUGAUUAUUCUAUAUAACGGCUAAAAUCAAACCUAUGCCCGGCGGAACUACCUUUGCUGACCAGUAAUAACAUUUGUGCCUGUUUAUUAUGCAGGUAUCGGCUGGUUCAGAACUUUGGAUUGGCCCAAAAGAUCAUCUGCAUGCUACGUGGAAGGUGCAAGAUCUCGAAAGUGAUAUUAGCAAGACUGAGUAUUGCGUUGGAACGUCACCAGUCGGAUGUCAAAUAAAGUCCAUGACCGAAAUAUUUCCGAACUCAACAAAAGUGUCUUGCAAAGACUGCCGCCUUAAUCAUCAUGGGACGUACUUUGUCAGCAUCAGAGUCACUAAUGGAGCAGGGCUUUCCACUGUGGCAGUAACAAACGAAACGAAAGUUGAUAUGACUGCCCCUGUCCUCUAUGGUGUAGUACCCCAGUCUAGUGUUAUUUCUUGCAUUUCAAGUUGUAAAUUGGUUGCAAAUAUCACUGGUGUCCAAGACGAAGAAAGUGGCGUCCGAUCCUGCAGCUACGCCAUCAGAAACAGCAGUUUUAUGAUAACGGACUUCGUCGAUAUUGGACUGAACACAACCUUAGUAGCUACAGAUCUAGAGCUGCUGAAUUGGCAACAGUAUUACACUGUGGUGAGAUGUGAAAACAAUGUUGGACUUACCGCAGAGAGAGUCUCUUCUCCAGUAGCUGUUGACAACACACCUCUGUCACAGGUAUGGAUUCUUCCUCACAGAUAAAACAAUAAUUUAUAGGUUUUAAAUGGACCAAUUAAACUUAUUUCAAUUUCAGAAGCAAACUGCCUUUACCAUAUUGACAAAAAUCACGAUGCGUAGUAAUCCUUCAUGUUUGUACUAAUUGCUCCCACAUAGUUAACACGCCUUGGGUUUUUUAUUUCCAGUACUUAAGCGUCCUUGGGCAGUUCCUUUAAGUCUUGUUAGCGGAGCCUCCACUUCUAAGGAAAAUUGGAAACCCAUUGAUGCAGGAAAAUUUGGUUAUGACAUCAUCGCACGUAUCUGCGUACGUCCGUACGUUCUUUCAGUGUAGUACUGAGUAGAUACGAAUUCCUCCCCCUUCCCCAAGAGAGUUUUGUUCCAUGUUGCUUUAAAAGGCUUUAGAAAUGAUUGACCGAUCAGAAUCUGUCUAGUGAGCGUAUGUUGGUUUUUAGCGGGUAGGGGAAGACAUACCUUUGACACCUUUAUGAAGGACAUACAUUGUCAACAAAAUGGCUACACGAUAAUAAUAUAUAGAUUUAGCCAGGGCUAAAAGCGAAGCCUCCGUUUAUAUACUUAUAAUAAUACCAAUCAAAUUUGAACUAACAAGCUCUAAGCCACUAAUUGCCUGUUUACAUGGAGGUGGGGGACUAGCUCUUGGAAGGUGAGGUAACCCGUCUGUCCAUAUAAUCUCUCAUAUGGUCACCCCACCUAUCAUCUAAAUGUAAUAAAAAUAAAAUGAGAGAUUAUUUGGUCGACAGGCUGGUUACCUUACCUUCCUGAGGUCCCCCACCUCCAUGUAAACAGGCCCUAAAAAGUAAUCUUGAAAUCUUUAGGAGCCUCGAACAGUUAUGCGUAGCCUUUAUAUCUAUAGCGGAGCUCUGGCGCGCGAGGCGCGCCUGCGGCGCACCAUGGGUGAGAAAAUCUACCCAUCCCAGAAAAUUUGGUAAUCACGUGACCGUACACCACCCGCCCGCCCGCUGCCCGCCCGUCCGUCCGCACCACAGGGCAACCAAUGUUCAAUCUCACACUUUAUAGGAAGUUUGAGAGCACGAGACUGAUAUUGCACACAUCAGGAGCCGAUUACUUGGAGCCUCCAUAUGUGCUGUACCCUUGAGUCAACCCAUUCCCGUAAAGAAUUAUUUUUAGAACAGGCUUUCCCGCGAAAUUAAUGUGUUUUCGAGGACGUCCGCAUGUUUCUGUAGUGAGAAGAAAAUGGCGACGAAAGAGGGAAAUUGGGCAACAAGUUUACUCCUUGUUCCAUCACUGCAGCUCCUGCCUCCGUUCCUUCCCUUAAAACCGAGGAAAGCUGGUUUCGAGUUAAUAUAAAUAAUAUGUAAUCUGGCUUAAAAAUAUUGCUAUAUUUCGUUGCAACGCACGAGGUCGUGUUUGCUGUUGUAGCACUGUUCGUAUGUUUAAACUAGUUUUGCUCGUAAUGUUGUAUUCCACCGCCCUUAUUGCCCCCUUAGGGUUCCGGCCCAGAGGCUGGAACCCGAGGAGGCACCCCUAAUUUCCCCCGUGUAAAGAAUAAGUAUCGUAUUGUCGUACUGUUAGUAUGCGAAAAUUUUCUCGAUUUGAUGAAACUAGGCGCGCACGGUGGUCCCGGUUAAUUUUGGGCAUAUGCGCCUGGCUCAGCAACCGCGGAAACUGAGUUUGGCAACGAGUCGCAUCACAGGCGGCCCAGACAUAGUAUGUGUAAGAUGAAUAUAUUAAUAUUCAUAUGGAAAAAAUAGGAUGAGUCGUCGAAACUCUCAUGAACUAAAAUAGUCCAAAAGUCAAAAUAUAACAAAACAAAGCUAAGAUACCUUUAACUGAAUGUCUCCUUCUUCUUCCUGGCCGGUUAAAGUGGCAUUUUGUUGAGUUUUAAAAUCGUAAGUACUAUCCACUAAAGAAGAAUUAAAGGCUGGCUACAAACAGCUACAAAGCAAACGGACCAUCUCCACGCGCCUUCACGCGAAGCGCUAUAAAUUCGAGAAUAAUCGACGAACCCGCUUUAAAUUACCAUCGGCUAAUCUGCAGGUAACGUGUGCUCCUGCUUCUUGCUCGCUGGCUCCACAAAACCCAUCGCAACUGCACAAUAAUCGCUCGCUCAUCAAGAAACAUUGUUGACCUUUACGCUUCGAUAUGACCGCAAACUACCCCACGUGAAUAUUCAAGCUUAGCGACCGCGUCCGCGCGACAAUGCAGCACUUGCUAUGGGAGGGAUGAUAAUAUUGCUUCUAGGUCAAUCAAUCGGGAAAAAAAUAUUGACGCCCUUGUAAUUUUCAAAAAGGUCCAAUUUGCCCUAGGAUAUCCGAACAGAUACGAAUUUUAUAGCAGAGCUAAAAGAAAUGAGCGGCGGUGGAAAAAGUGAACAGGAACAUGUACCACAUUUCCUCCAUAAAACGUGAACAGGAAGUUUCUUGACGUUUCACGUUGUAGUCAUGCAAAUCAGAGGCAAGGAAAUAUACAAAAAAGAGUGCUGCAAUUAGACCUAUUGUUGUUUUUCAGAAUUCUGGUAAAAAAAAUAUACCGAAAUAUUCAACAAAAUAUGCCAAUACAGUCGCUAAAGACACAGGCGGCCCAGACGUAGUAUGUGUCACUGAAUGAAUAUAUUAAUAUCCACAUGGACAAAUUAUUGCGAUGAGUCGUCGAAACUCCCAUGGACUAAAAUAGUCUAAAAGUCAAAAUAUAACAAAACAAAGCUAAGAUACCUUUAACUGAACGUAUCCUUGUCUUUCCUGGCCGGUUUAAGCGGCAUUUUGUUGAGUUUUGAAAUUGUAGGUACUAUCCACUAAAGAAGAAUUAAAGGCUGGCUACAAAACAAACAGACCAUCUCAGGGUUCGAAAUUAACUUUUAUGUCCAGUUGCCCCUGGGGCAACCACAAGACUUGGUUUCGUUGCCCAUAGAAUAUUUUGGUUGUCCAAGCUCUUGCCCCAGUUCAAGCCAAGAAACUAAUACAGGUAGCUAAACAGUGGCUUUUAUUAAUUUGAACAAGAAAAUGAAAUACAAAUACAGUGAACUGUAUUCAAGAGUAUCUCAAUAAAAUGUUUUGACCAGCCUGUGUCUCCUUGUUUUUUCGCUCCCAAAGGCCGAUUUAUCUUUCGAAAACUGUCCGCAAUAACUGCAAAACAUAGCGUUUUCUUUCUCGUCAAAUUUCGGCCAGGGUCUUCUAGUCUUCCACGACUCUUGAAAUGUACGACACCUUUUUCUUGAACUUUCUUGCGCCUCGCCUAAUUCUGCUGUAGAUUUUGCGACACCCGUAGCAUUGCUUUGAUCAUCAUCUUUCUUCGUGGCUUCCAAAUUGUUGUUAUCGCCAACGGCCUUCACUUUCUCACGGCCGAAGUAGCGGAAGAGGCUCAUGCUAACUAAGAUGAUAAUAAUAAGAUGAAUGGUAAAUUGCCAUCGUCAAAACAAACAUGGCGGCAUCACAGAGCGGAUCUCACUAGUGCAUCAUGGACUAUGUUUACUGGUACCAACCGUUGAUUAAAGCACAACAGUCUCAUUCAAAUAAGAAUGUUGUGCAAAAACGAACUUCGGUCUCCAACGGUAGUGUACGUGAUACUUUAGUAUUUCUUCCGCGUUUUUUUUUUUCUUUCCACUAACUUAGUUUAGGUAUCGCUUACUCUCCAAAGACAACAAGCUGUUAUAUUUAUUCAAAUCUAUCAAGUCUUCAUUAAGGACUAGUGCCACGACAGAUUGGGUUGCCCAAGGGGCAACCACUUAGCACAAUUUGGUUGCCCCAUGGUAAUUUUGGUUGUCCGGGACAACCGGACAACCGUUAAUUUCGAACCCUGUCAUCUCCACGCGCCUUCACACGAAGCGCUAUAAAUUCGAGAAUAAUCGACGAAUCUGCUCCAAAUAACCAUCGGCUAAUUUGCAGGUAACGUGUGCUCCUGCUUCUGGCUCGCUUGCUCCACAAAACCCAUCGCAACUGCACAAUAAUUGCUCGCUCAUCAACAACCACUGUUGACCUUUACGCUUCGAUAUGACCGCAAACGACCAGGUUUAAUACGCGUCGUGACGCGACGUGAAUAUUCAAGCUUAGCGACCGCGUUCGCGCAACAAUGCAGCACUUGCUAUGGGAGGGAUGGUACUAUUGCUUCCAGGUCAAUCAAUCGGGAAAAUAAUAUUGAAGCCCAUGUAAUUUUUAAAAAGAUCCAAUUUGCCCAAGGAGCACCGAACAGAUACGAAUCUUAUAGCGGACCUAAAAAAAAUGAGCGGCAGUGGAAAAAGUGAACAAGAACAUAUACCACAUUUUCUCCAUAAAAAGUGAAAACCAGGAAGUUUUCUGGACGUUUCACGUUGAAGUCAUGCAAAUCAACGGCAAGGAAAUGUACAAGAAAGUGUGCUGCAAUUAGACCUAUUGUUGUUUUUCACAGUUCUGGUCAAGGGCAUCCAACUUUUAAUUUUUCACAUUUCACUCACCGGGUUAGGCUAUUUUUCGUAGAGAGUAAAAUGGAAUCCUAAAAUUUUCGGAUUCAAAAAUGUGAUGAAAGAAGGUAUCUGAAAAAUUAUCUCCUUCGUAAUACGUUAAAUUGCAUCUAAAAUUUUCGGGAAAAUAAUUCUGAAUUCCUCGUAAUUUUGAAAAGACUCAAGUUCCUCUAGAAUGGCCGAACACUGAGAUGCAAAUUUUAUAGCGCCACUUAGAAUGCAUUUCUAUAGAGCUAAAAGUACUUUAUGAAUAGCUACAGAAGUGUUUUCAAUUGAAAGUAUUUGAGGAAACAGUCGUUGGGUGGCCCUGUCUCGUUGCCUUCUCCGCUUAGCAUUACACGAUAUAUUUUAUAUUUAGUAUGAGCAAACUAUAAAUCAUUAGCUUCGCUUUUAGCCCUCCUGACUAAAUUUAUGUAAGCGCUGUUUAGAAUGCAUGCAAAAGUACUCUGGACAGCCUUAAAUGUGUUUUCAAUGCCUUUAGGGGGAAAUCAUCGUUGGGUGCCCCUGAGUUUUGAGAAUAAUAAUAAUAAUAAUAAAAAAAGAUAUCGCGCACAUAAAUUUUACUUUACGAUAUCUUCAGCUGUAUCUUCUAUUCAGCUGCAUAGCGGGGGCCAGAUUUUGCCUUUUUCCUGGGCGGAAAAUUCUCGUCCUCCUUCACCAGUUUGGACAACAUAUUAUGGAGUAAGACGUUGUUAAUCUAAGCAAAUAAGUCUGGUAGAGUCAAGAACCUAUGCAAGCGGCUGGACGAACAAUGUGACAGCAGCUGAGACAGCGAACGUUAGAAGAAUUCGAACUUGAAAACCAGGGCUGCCCUGUUGAAAACUUACGGACGGUCCCGCAAUCGCCUUUUGUUUUCUGGUCAAAACUAACGCAGCUAACCUUCGGUCAGUCGAUUGACCUAGAAGCAAUAGUACCAUCCCUCCCAUAGCAAGUGCUGCAUUGUUGCGCGAACGCGGUCGCUAAGCUUGAAUAUUCACGUCGCGUCACGUCGCGUAUUAAACCUGGUCGUUUGCGGUCAUAUCGAAGCGUAAAGGUCAACAGUGGUUGUUGAUGAGCGAGCAAUUAUUGUGCAGUUGCGAUGGGUUUUGUGGAGCAAGCGAGCCAGAAGCAGGAGCACACGUUACCUGCAGAUUAGCCGAUGGUUAUUUGGAGCAGAUUCGUCGAUUAUUCUCGAAUUUAUAGCGCUUCGUGUGAAGGCGCGUGGAGAUGGUCUGUUUGUUUUGUAGCCAGCCUUUAAUUCUUCUUUAGUGGAUAGUACCUACAAUUUCAAAACUCAACAAAAUGCCGCUUAAACCGGCCAGGAAAGACAAGGAGUCGUUCAGUUAAAGGUAUCUUAGCUUUGUUUUGUUAUAUUUUGACUUUUAGACUAUUUUAGUCCAUGGGAGUUUCGACGACUCAUCACAAUAAUUUGUCCAUGUGGAUAUUCAUAUAUUCAUUCAGUGACACAUACUACGUCUGGGCCGCCUGUGCUAAAGACAAUUUCUUUUAUUUGGACACAAGCACGGGAACAGCAGAGCCAAAGUCCGCACAAACUUUGUAUAACCAAGGGUACGGAUUGCGUAAAAUAUUAACAGAUGUUGCUAAUGAAAACAAAAUAUCCAUCCCGCUGAAUAUUUAUAGUUAUUUUGCUGCUUUUAAAAAUAACCUUCACCCGAACAUAAAAAUGAGCACUUUGAUUCGAUUAGCUAACGACAAUGAUAUUAUAUUUCGCAACGCUGGAGCACCCAACUCAAAAGUAUUGAUAACCAAAUUCAGAUUAUGGUACCCAAAACUAAUUCUUAAUGGAGCGGGAAUGAAACAGUAUGUUGAAAAUUAUCUCAAACCAAAAACUUGGAAAUAUCUGAGAGAGCAUCAGGAAAUUUACCAAACUGCAGCUGUGAGUUCAUUUUUCAGAAUAAGUAUUGGCAUACAAAGGCCUCGCCAUGUAUUUCUGUGGGUAAAUCCCACAGCUUCAUAUAACAGCCAGGAACAUAACAUUUUCACUUUCAAAACAUUCAGCAUAGUUGCAAAUACCAGAUAUUUCAGCAAAGCACAACAGCAAGUAAAUAAUAGCAUCUAUUACCCUCAACUUGAACUAUCAGCUAAUGAAGAGAGUAGAUUGUACAGAACACUCAUGAGCGUUAAUUCAGGUUACAAUGACUUUCCCAGUGGGUCACUAUUAGAUCGAUCGAAUUUCAGGAAUCUGUUUGGAAUCAUUUAUUUUGACUUGAGAAACCAAGAGGAAGAUACCAAAAACUCUGUUGUAUCACUGACUUUCCGAUAUGAACUAAAUGGAGCCAAUAAUACUUAAGCAAUAGACCACACUUUCUAUGGGUUUACCGGCGUGAUAACCCACGCGGGAUGUUGGGAGAACACGAGAAAAGCUUGUAAAUCACUCGCCUUCGGCUCGUGAUUUACAAGCACUUUUCGAGUGUUCUCCCAACAUCCCAAGUGGGUUAUCACGCCGGUAAACCCAUAGAAAGUGUGGUCUAUUGCUUUUAUAAAAUAACUUCUAGAAGAAUGGAGUGCUUUAGGUAAAAAAUAUGGUUCUAGUACCGUGAUCAAAUCACGUCUUCUCUCUAAAGUCAUCAUAAGCCAAUCAUGACUCACGAUUUAAUAGCGUUGAACUUUCUCAAAACUCAGUUCAGUCAAACAACAAACAACAGCACUUCAAAACACGAGUUUUUGCACUCAUUACAUGAUAACUUAUGAAAGCUGUUUUACAGGAAAAGUCAACACAUAUUCGUGCGAACAUACAAUGAAAGAAUACGUUCAUGGUUUGUUUACUACAGAAGUAGAAAUUAAUUGAACAUCAGACUGUACGCAGCUGUAUUGUGUUGAGUCGAUCCGUAAGAAUUUCAUUUUUACAGACGGAACUGACAGCUAUUGCAAUGGAGGACUUCAUUCACUUUUUACAAGCUGCAGUGGUUUGAGAUCUGUUUUCUGGACUAUUAUGAUCGAGAAAUGCUGGGGUAACGAUGUGGCUGCAUUUGCGAAGUUGUCGCAUGUAACUUUAUAUGCACGUACAGCGACCGAUGGAAAUAUGUCAGUGGUGGAGAAAGGUUUUUUUGCCGUAGCCACAUAUUGGCGUAAAUAUUUGUCGAUUCGUGAAGUCUAGGUUAUGGCAUCGAUAUCACCGAAUAAUUUGUGCAAAUGUUGGAAAAAACCGGCGCGAAACUCUGACACCUUUCAUCAUUGUUGGCAGCUUGUUUACAACCUACAGCGGCAGAUUUUGUACCAUAUCUUGAUCAGAGAUCUCUUUUUGGAACAAUUUCUUUCAUUAAGGCAUUUAAUUUUGACAUAGAAUAAAUCAAGAAUGCUAAAACUGUCCGUUUUGUUGCUGGUUGGCACAUGGGUAAGUUUUCCUAGAGACUUUCUACACCAGAAAUUCACAGAGUUAUUGUCUUUCACUGCGAUUGGCAUCGUCGUGAAAUGUAGACUGUUUUCCAGUUUUGUACUUUAUAACUUCUAAAGCUAUGGCAGUAGCGAAUUGUGAGGCUCAGUAAUAAAAUGUGGAAACCAACGUUUUUAAUAUUAAGAAGGGCUGGGUAAGUAACUUGUUCUGUUUUUUAGCCUUUCUAAAAUCGUUGUUUGCAGAUCAAUAGCGGGUUUUGUUUAUGGCUCGUGGUCCGGAUGCCUUUUUCUAUGGGUUUACCGGUAUAAUAAACCAUAGGUUUUUGACCAAUCAGAUCACGCGUACUAUCUCAGUUAUUUUAUAAAAAUUAUUAUAUGACUGAGUCUGUUUUUUCCAUGCGAUUGGUCAAUUUGCGGUCCGUAACUUGCUAUAAGGACCAAAAUUUCAAAUAAAAUGCUCAUUUAGGAGCUCUAAAUCUCUUUACCUCGGACAAAAAGGUUAAAAUUAAGUUACAAGACGUCUAUCAAACUUGAGGACUUAGAUUUUGACUUUGUCCUUCAACAUUUUAAACUGUGUUUAUUUGUGAACGAAGGCGAUGAAGAAACUAACUCGUACUCUUAUCGAAGAGGAUUCUAGUCAUUGUUUGAAAAUUUUAUCGUAGUAUACAGUUAAGAAGACGAAAAUCGACUGGCAGAGAUUCGAGAUGUUUUGCCUAAGAGAAAAUGAGUAAUUCCUUCGACAAAUAUGAUAACAAACAAGCCUGCACCCGAUCAUCUUGACGAGCUUCUUUGUCAUUUGCAGGGUUUUUCCAAAGACCAACGAAAGAAAGAUAUAAUAGAAGCGACUCCGAGCCAGACUCAAUGUCCAGUUUUCAAAAGACUCCACCGUCACAAUAGCGAAUGAAUACUUACAGUGCUCUUAGUUUUGACCGAAUAUACUUAAAAAUAUGUCUCUUAACCUUGAGGACUGGGAUGUUGACUUUGCCUUUCCAGAUUUUAACCGAGCUUUGUUCGAACGAGAACGAAGCUGUAGAAACUGAAUCGUAACCUUUCCGUGGAAGAAAAUAUGGUCCGUGUUUGAAAAUUUUAACGCAGAUCACGCUUGACGACGAGAAUGAACUGGCAGAAAUUCGAGAGGUUUUCCCAGAAAAAUUAACGAGCGAAUCUUCGACAAUGACAACAAACUUACCUUGAAAAGCUUCUUUGCCGGCGCGCCUUUUGCAGUGUUUUUUUUUACAAGGACCAACGGAGGAAAGAUGGAAACGACUUCGAGAAAGACACAGUGCCCGGUUUCCAAAAUACUCCAGCGUUACAUUAAAGAGCUAAAACGUACAGCGCUCUUAGUUUUGACCAAAUAAACUUUUUCAACAUGGCGAAUUUGUUUUCACCUUCUCGGAAACCCUUUGUUGUGUGCUAUUGUUUUCGUGAGCCAAUAAAAAUUUUCAUUCUUGACGCCUGUCAAAUGAUUGUCAAAUCGCGCGUCCUGCACUUGUUUCCGGUCCCCGAAACUGGAAGAAGCCAUAUAACAGUUCGGAAUAUCCCUAAAUUUAAGGACAGGGCCAACUGGUCACGCGACACUUUUCAACCAAUGAGAAGGCGCGCUUGUGUUUAUCAACAAACAAAUCAAAACAUCGCCCCAGUGAUCAAAAAUUUUCAAAACAACGGACGGAGUCGGACAGAAUUAAAGAUGAGCUUACAGUACUCGCCUAGGUUUCACAUUUAAUAUUUCAAAGAAAACAUUUCAUGUAAGAGAAUAAGAGCAUUAGUCAUUGCAAGGAAUCAUUUGGGUGUUCGAACUGAUUCCUGACCGAUCGCAGAGGUCGUGGCUUCACUGGCAUGGCUUGCAAGAUUUUUGAUAGAAGCAACUGGUCCCGUGAAAAAUAGCCUUAGAGGGAGUGUGAAAAUUUGUUUAGAUCGUACAAAACAGGAUUGGUACCACCUAUUAACUUCUACAGGACAAGAAUCAAAGAACCAGUCAUCAUAACAAGAAUAGAAAGUAGUUCAAAUUUAUUAAUUUUUCUUGUUUUUUUUUGUGUUGUUUCGUGUUGACUUCACGCAUCUGGUGCUUUCUUUGCUUGCUGUAGUACCUGCAAUGUUUUAAUUUUAUCCCAGAUAAUCAGUGCAUGUUCAAUGAGUAGCGAAAUACAGCAUUUACAAUUGAGAUUUGCCUUGUUUCUUUGAUUGUUUUUUAACGGUGGGUGAACAUUUGGAGAAUCCAACAACAUUAAAUCUUUUCCAGAUUAGUGAAUUUCAGAAACAAAGCGGUUAGUAUCUACCUUCCGUACCUUGCGCUUAUGAUCUUCAAUUUCAUCCCCGCAAAUUCGGCAAAGUGAGGCGAGAUGUUGGACGUGAAUAUCCAAUGAGACUAAUAAAGUUGUUUUGGCCUUGAAAAGAAAAAAGGCAAAGGCUCGUACUAAUGCGAAAAAAAGUAAUAACACGGCUUUUGUGAGAAACCCGGGAGUGGAAAACGUACGUGUUUUGGACCUCGGAAUUCAAAAAUUGUCUACCAAAAUUCUAGGUUGUCUACCAUCCCCACAUUCAACAUGAUAAAAGUUAAUCGAUAUGACAAUCGAGGAAUAUCUAGAACUAAAUCUGUGAAUCAAAAAAAUAAUAGAUACUUGUUCACCUACCUUGAAAACUGACCAAAAUCUCUCCUAUACAACCCGUUGUUUAAAAGAUAAAAGAAGAAAUAAGCCACAAAAUGUGCUGAAUAUUUCACGAGACACUUCCGAUACGCUGUCCACUUAAGAAAAUUGUGUGCCUCAUCAUGAAAAGUCUUAAAAAUAUGCCUGAGAAGCUCGAAACGAUGACUGAUUCUGUCCGACUCCGUCCGUUGUUUUGAAAAUUUUUGAUCACUGGGGCGAUGUUUUGAUUUGUUUGUUGAUAAACACAAGCGCGCCUUCUCAUUGGUUGAAAAGUGUCGCGUGACCAGUUGGCCCUGUCCUUAAAUUUAGGGAUAUUCCGAACUGUAUAAUAAACAUUUUAUUAGCCUCGUUUUUUCGGUCCGUACUGUAAAUUACGGAUCCUCGUUUUUUUCCAUCGAUUUAUGGCCCAAGCUCGAAGCGCGCGGACCAUAAAUCGAUGGAAAAAAACGAGGAUCCGUAAUUUACAGUACGGACCGAAAACUCGGCUAAUAAGAGGUAUUUACACUUUGAACGCCCUAGCUUUGCAUGAAAAAGAAAUAGAGUUGUACACUUCCAGUGGUAAACUACUAAUUAAAGCUUAAGUUAAACAUAUUUCGUGAUUGCAUAAAUUAUAUAACGUAUAUUAUAUACAAGUAAUGGCAAAUUAUCAUUCUUAUGGUGUGCGACUUAGCCAAGGACAAUUACAAAAUCUAUCCAGAGUUUACAACGAUAUUCAGCAAUAACGAUCAGACUUACUAAUGAUGAAUUGUCUGGCCCAGAUAAACUGAUGUUGACAAAAACUCAGAUUAAUAAAUUGAAAAAAGCAAAGAGCCAAGGUGUGGGUUCAGAUAUUAAAAUAUCAAAAACACAAAUACGAAAAGCAAUAAAGCAAGGCGGGUCUCUAUGGUCUAACCUAAUUUCACUUGGAACCCGAGCACUUCCUUAUACUACUUCAGCCAUUUCAAAGCAGUCCCAGCUUUAGCAACAGGUGCGGUGAGCGCUUUAAGAAGCCUUGGAAUAGACAAGAUUUUUGGGAAAGGUGUUCAACAGGGAGGAUUUUUCAUUCCACAGAAUAAAAUACAACAAUUGAUUAAAUACAGGCAUUUACUAACCGCUGGUCAGAAAAAACAAAUUUUAGAUUCCUUACAAACAGGUAGUCAGUUGGUUAUAAGGCCAACAAGGUAACAAAUAGAAGGAGGAGCUUCAGGAGCAAUACUAGCUAGUGUGGGAAUACCUCUAGCAAUUGAAUUAGCUUCGAAACUGUUUUGAAGGGGAUUGUUUCCACAAUAUCUAUACCAGCAGGAUCUUCUAGGGGUGGUAGAGGUCUCCAGGUAUCUCGAAAACCAGGAUAUUUAAUGCCUUAUCAACCGCCUCCAUUCUUUGGCACAUGGGAGAAUCCUGUUGGAAAUGGGAUGAGUUAAAAAAAGGCUUGAGGGUUUGUUACUAGGAAAAAACAGCCCAUUCAACGGAAUUCCACUCUUAGGAACAAUCCUGUAAAACCUCCAUUCAAAAAUAUACCACUAUCCAACUUGAUCUUACAAAUUGGUGUAAUUAUCUGGACAUUAAAAUAAAGGGUAUCUUUAGCAGAAACACGCAUAUGCCAAAUCAACGUAGCCCAUGUAUUAUCAAUCUUGAUGAUCGUCAAUCUCAGGGAACACAUUGGGUAGCAUGUGCACCAUCACAUGAGAAUAGAAAGAUUUUAUGGUAUUUUGAUUCAUUCGGUAUGUACUAUCCUAAGGAAUAUGAAAAUAGAGCCAAAAAGGAUGGUAUGAAAGUGAUUUACAAUACAGUUCCAUAUCAACAUAUCAAAAGUGUUUUAUGCGGUUAUUACUGCAUUUAUUUCCUACACAGAUGGUCACUUGGAGAGGACUAUUAUGACAUUCUGCAAAGGUUCAGUAUCAAUGAUGCCAAUUACAAUGAGCGGUUUAUAGAAAAAUAUUUUAAAUUAAUAUAAUCCAUAUCUAUAGAAUGUCAGAAAAAUUAUGUGUAUAUUGCCAAGAAGUCACUCCUCAUUAUGUGAAUGAAUAUGGAUGUUUUGAGUGCUGUAACUGCGAACCACUAAGUUGCAGUGAGUAUGAGUCGGAUAGCUCAAGUGGAGACCCCACUUAUGUGCCUGGUAGUAAAUCAGUUAGUGAUUAAAUGAUAUUUGUUCCCUCCAUUCAGUGAUUAGAAGACAUGUACCGGGAAAGCUACCCCGUAAACUGUACGGGUCAGGGGCCCGUUGAUCGAACGUCCCGAUAAUUAACGGGCCCGGUAAGCUGUCUCCGUUUACAUUAAAGAUUGAGGUUUUAAUAGUUUUGCAUCUAACAUGAUAAAACUAUCAGUUAAUGAAACAAAAUGGAGUAGUUUGCCAGCCAGGACCGGCGCUCCUAUUAUUUAUAUUUCGAUUUAAAUAUUUGAUUUCGGGCCCGAAAAGUUACCGGGACUUUGGAGAAACGGGCCUAAGGUCUAAGACCAUUUUUAGCGGAGCUCCACGCGCGCGCUUCGCGCGCGCGUGGGUGGAGCCCCAUACCUAAGGAAAUCUACCCAUCCCAGAAAAUUUGGUAAUCACGUGACCGUACACCGACCGCAGACCGUCCGUCCGCACUCGCGGACCAAGGACCGCUGAGCGAAAUUUGGUGAUAUUUUUCAAGAGUCGAUAAAACAAAAAAUUCAUAGUCUACAGCAAUAUGCUUCCAACAGCAGAAAUAAGUUGAUCUGAAAACCUGUUCUGCAAAAAGGCACGUCUUCCCGUUGCGUUUUAUUUAUUCGCGGGCUAAGUAAACAUGAACAUAUAAUUUACGGUGCCGCAAAAAUCCAAACUUCAAGAAAGACAAAUUAACCUACCUGUCAACAAACUUUAAUUUCGCGUUUUCACCCACAGCAAGAAAGCCGAACCUUCGUCAUAUGAAAGAAUUCUAAUCAGUAAAUCACGAUAUGUUUCAUUAUUCAACGUAUUUUUUUUCUCGACGAAAUAUUUCAUCAUUUUCGGAAAAGUCGCGGACCAAGGGCAUCGCGGACUUGCGCGGACCAAGGACCACAUACCGUACGCUUAAAGGCUCAGAAUUUAUUAGAGACACUUUAAUGCUUGUCUUCGUGAAUGAAAAUUGUUGUCUCUGUAAAUGUUUCACAGUAGUAGUUAGUAGUAUCUCUUGCAAUUUUAAUCGCUUGUCCGUGCCGUUUGUUUUCAUCGUUCAUGAACAUCGCUUGCAGGAGUACUCAAAAAUGUCGCGCGUAUCAAACGCUUGAUAAGAUUACACAUCGUUAUAACUGAAACCAUUAAAUAACAAAAAAAAAAUAAAUUCGCUAUUAUGUUGAAGCGUAACUCUAUUAAAGUUCAUUCAAACACUCGACCACACUGACAGUUCGCACUAUAGAAACGAGAACCAGCUGGCCGUAUGGGUGAUUUUGGAAAUUUUGUGAGUGCAAUUUGUCUUGAAAAAUUGUGAAUACCGUAUUCUGUCCGAGGUCUGUAUGAUCAAUAGUACUGUUUCACCUCAAAUGUGAUGUAUAAAAAUUAUAAAAGGUCGGUUUAAACACCCCCAGAUUUGUUGGCAAGAAUUUGUAAAGUAAACCUGUUGAACGUCAAAAAAUUGGGCGUGAUUUGUUUUCCAAGAAUUUGUUUUCGAGGCCGCCUAAUCUACUGUGAUCUUGAAUGUGAUCGAAGAUGUUUGCUAUUUUUUGGGUGUACAUAUAAGGUUGUCAAUUCGAUGUAAGAUGUUUCACUCUAAAAUAACUUAGCCUUUCCCACAAAAGUCACAUGAAUGUGCCCUUAAGUUAACUGAAUUGUGGAUUAAAAGUUUAUUGUUUGAUUUAAAUUAUAAAUUUAUCAAUUGGAGCUUCGCUUUUAGCCCUGGCUAAAUCUAUAUAUUAUAUAACAUGUAGUAUAUACAAGAAUGGUGAAAUCUUAUCGUGUAAAACAGAAGAAACAGACCGAAGGCGUGCCUGGUUCUGAAAAAAUUGUUACAGCCAAGAAGGUAGAAGGAUGAUGAAAUGUAAAUGUGCCGAAUGCGGGAUUACAAAAGUUAAGUUCGUGAAGGGAAACUAAUUUAGCCCUCUCAAGCAGGGGGCGAUUUAUUUGACACUGCUGUUGGUACCGCUACUGAUCUAUUUGUGCAUCAUGCCCUUCCAUGGAUGGGAAAAAGGCAGUUGAAAUGGGAAGAUAUUAUGGUUCCGAGACUCUAAGAAACAAAAAUCUCCAGAAGGAAGCUGUAAAUUAUGGACUCCAAUGAUAGAAGAUGCUGGGGGAAAGGCUCUUGAUGAAUUAUCAACAAAGAUUAGGCCAAACAAAAGAUAUAAAACUGAAAGAAAAGAUUUGGAUGACGGAUCUAUGCAAUUAUUAGCCACCAAACUACAUAAUAUUUUAACAGACCCCAAAAAUAUCAACAGGAUCUGGCCAAAUAUGCAUGGGAACAAGCCCAAAUAUUUGGAUAUGGGGGAACAUUGGGGCAAUUUUCAUCGACACUCGGUUUAGGACAUAUUUUUCAACAAGGAUCUGGCAUCCUAGAUAAGGCUCAAGAUAAGCUUACAAAAAGUGGUGUAGCAGGUUCGCCAUGGCAUGUGAAUUUUAAAAAAGGCAUAGAAUUGUUUAAAGACCCUGAUUUAUGGAAAAUUCCCUCCAAAAAAUAAGAAACAGACAUGAAAAAGCGUGUGGAUGCGUUAAAAAGAUCCUAUGAUGCAGUAAAAAAAUUGGGUUUCAAAGGAUCGUACACUAGUUUUGCAAAAAAGAUUGGAGCUGUUCAUAAACCCGCUUUUACAUUUCCAGGAUUUGGAAGUGGAAUAGAUAUUCAAAAAAAUUUAUCAAAACUUGAAGAAUUGCAUAUGAGAACACCAACUUUAAAAAAAUAUAAUUAUUGUGGUCCAGGAACAAGGUUAAACCAUGCGGAUCCCAAAGUACGGAACCUAUCAACAAAUUAGACGCUGUCUGUCAGAGGCAUGAUAUCAAGUACAGUCAAGCCAAAAGUUUAAAAGACAAAACAUAAACCUGAUGACGAGAUGCUUGAUGAAAUCUCAAAAAUACCGUACAAAGGUCGUCCAUGGGAUACUACAGCUGUUCAGGGUAUUAUUAAAGCUAAAAGAAAACUUGGUUCGGGUUUAGACUAAAAAAGCCGUCGAGUGAAGAAAUACGUUGGGAACAGCAAUUAGCAGAUGAAUUACAUACGCCCAUAAAGCGUAAUUUUACUCGGCGGCGUGUUAUUGUAAACGGUAUCGACAAAAUUUGAUGCUCUAAUCUGGUUGAAUUGCAACAAUUCAGUAAAUUGAACAAGGGUUAUAGAUAUCUUUUCAUGGUAAUGGACCUGUUCUCCAAAUAUGGCUGGAUUGUCCCUGCAUUGAAGGAUGAAAAAGGAGAAAUUGUCACAGAAGCAUUCAAAACCAUCUUCAAAGAGGGCCGAAAGCCGCAAUAUCUGUGGACUGAUAAGGGGCAAGAGUAUUAUAACAAACACAUGAAGUUAAGGAAUCUUUUGGAAAAAGAUAACAUACCACUAUACUCAACCAAAAAUGAGGAAAAACCUAAUGUUUGUGAAAGAUGGAAGCGUACAAUCAAAACCAAGAUGUGGAAGCAGCUCACUGUCCAAGGCAAUACCCAAUAUCUCAGUGUACUACCAAAAAUACUGGAGCAGUAUAAUAAUACUAAGCACAGUUCCAUUAAAAUGACACCUGUAGAAGCCAGUAAAAAAAGAAUGAAAGUGCCGUGUAUUUUAAUCUAUAUGGUUUUUUUUUGUGCAAUUGUCAUCUAAGCCCAAAUUCAAGGUUGGUGAUAAAGUCAGUAUAAGUAAAUACAAAAGAAAGGUGUUUGAUAAAGGCUACACACCUAAUUGGACUGAAGAGAUAUUCCUGAUUAAUAAAAUUCAAUCCACAAAUCCAAUCGCCUACAGAAUAAAGGAUCUCAACAACGAGGAGAUACAAGGGAGCUUUUAUGAACCGGAAUUACUGAAGGUAACACAAGAUAUAUUCCGCAUUGAUAAAGUCAUUCGGAGGGAUUAUAAGAAGAAACAAGCUCUUGUGAAAUGGUUGGGUUAUAGUGACGACUUCAAUUCCUGGGUUCCACUAAAGGAUUUACAAGAUUUAUCUAACUAAUAGUAUAAAUGGAAGAUCAUAUAAGAAAGUUGAACAUCAAAAUCCGUAAUAAGGAAACCGAGCUGAAUGGACUAUUCACUAAAAUCCAAAAUUUGAAAAAGAGACAUCACGGCACAAAAAACUAGUCUCCAAAAAACUGGGAACAGUGGAGAUGUUAUUAACAGGCGUCCUAGGAGUGAUCUUUGAAGUUGAUGAGGACAAAAAUAAGAACUAGAAGGGAUAUAAAGAAAUUAUUUAAUGUGUGUAUAAUGGUGUAUAUGUUGGAAAAAUUGUUCCAUAAUGCAGACUUGGAUAUAGAUCUAACUUCAUUCAUUGAUAAUAAACAAAAUGUAUGGUUUAAGGGUAAAGAUGUUGCCCUGAUCCUCGGAUAUAUACUCGUGAUGCUAUUAAGAGACAUGUAUCUGAAAAUCAUAAUAUAAAACAGCUCUCGCGAAACACGACGGUGGUCUGAGACCUAUUUCAUUGAUGAAGCUGGAUUUUAUGAACUUGUUUUUGGUUCAAAAUUGAAGACAGCAAAAAAAAUCCGUGAUUGGGUAUUUACACAAGUACUCCCAUCCAUCAGAAAACAUGGGCAGUACAAACUGUUUGACAAUCCCAAUAACCACAUGUUUAAGUUUGAAAAUGAGUUUGAUCUUCACACCAAAGUUGUGGAAUAUAUUAGGCGAUUUUACCCUGAGUGCAUUCUUGUGGCAACAUUGGGUGAAAACCACGAUACAUCAUGUAAAAGAAUUAACAGUUGGAAACAGGGUUAUACUAAUUAGGCUCUCCAGACCUGCUGCUUAUGAAUUAUCAUAAGGAUUAUACCGGCUGUAUUGAAUUUAAGAGAGCCCUAGCAACAAUUAGCAAAUUUCAGAAGCACAAAAAGAGAUAAAAAAACGUUAUAAAGAAAAUGCCUAUUAUUUCAUCCUGAGUAAUGACUAUGAUUUAAUAAUCCAAUAUCUAAAUGAAUAUAUGUAGGGAAUAAGAGAACCAUGCAAAUACUGUGGAAAAUAAUUCCUUUCAAAGGAAACACGAAAAACACAUUAUAAAACAAUCCAUUGAAUUGAAAAAUAAUGUAACUAUAUAUUAAUGCCACUAGCCAGGAAGCUAGUCAAUAUCUAUUGCUUGAACUAUUUAACACGCCUCAGUCUUACUUCACCUUAGAGAGGCCCUUUUAAUUUACAUUCCAUAAAUAUAUACAAAGUAUAUAUAUGGAAGAUUAUAUCCGUCUUUUAUCCCAACAACAGCCACUUUCUGGAGGCACCAGUUUAAUAACUAUGUAUAUUCCUCCAAAUCGUAGAGUAAGCCUCAGUAAACAAAAGUUGACCAAUACCAAUGAAAUGGGCCUUGUCUCAAAUAUAAAGUCAAAAGUCGUUCAAAAGCAAACGAGAGCCGCUCUAAAAUCAGCAUUAUAGCAAUUAAACCAGCUAAAAAAAACCCGAAUUUCAUGUCGCGGGUUGUUACUACUGUCUGGCAUCAUAAAAAAUAUUUGUGAAGGUUACAAAGGAUCAGCACUCAUUGAGGCUGAGCAAGCAAUAGGAAAAGCUGAUUAUAAAUGCGGCAAGAGCUUUUAUUUGGAUCCGAUUUUAGAUACUUAUAAAAAGAAAAUAAUUGAAAAUCCAAUAGUUGAUAAAAUAUUGGAAAUGAUUGCAAAAGCACAUAUAGAUAGGUUGGAUUUUGGACUCAAAAAGAUAACCAAAGAUUAUUCCCAUGUCGUGUUUACAAAUGAAAUCAAAUAUCAAAGCUACAAGCCAGAGCUAAACUCAAUAUAAAUAUAUUAAUAUAUAUAUAUAAAUAAUAUAGUCGCAAGCUAUUUCGGUAUGGUGAUAUGAUUAGGAUUCGCUGGUUUUAAACUAUUUUUAUUCCAAGAAUUUCCCGGAUCAGGCACCCGAUUCCUGGACAAAACCGAAAAGUCAAAUUCCAGGAAAUUUCCAAGUCAAGGUCAAGGCCAAAUAUUUGAAAAUGGCCUGGUGAGCCCAUAUUGUAUACUACCCGCAUUAAUUUGUGCACCAGUUUUGCACUUUGUAUUUGGAUCUGAAAUAAGGUCUGAAUAAAAAUGCUGAAUAUUUAUGAAAGAGAGAGAGAGAGACCACAAUGAGAGGCAACAAAGGUCGGUGGACGAGCGAAGCGAGAGAGAGAGUGUAGCGAUAAAGUGAAAGUGAAAUUUGGGAGUCACAGCCAUCGUAGUGAUAUAAAAAUUUUCCCGUGAGGUGUUUGUUUUCUUUGAGGGGAGAUAUAUAUAGGAAAGCAAAUGAUAACUUCUUUCGCUACCAAUAUUAACUAUAACUCUUUAACCUACACAAAAUUGUGCGGUACGUGAUCAGGUGUUGUCAAAAGUGUAAAAUAUCAAAUCAGUGUCUUCCCCCACCCCCUAAAAACCAACAUAUGCUCACUAGACAGACUCUGAUUUCUCCCCCAGUCUAGCUGCCUUUAGAUAAUUGAUCAGCAGUCAUGUUUAAACUUUUACAAGGUAAAGGGAACAACUGGCCACAGCAUACUCAAAUUGGUGCAACUAUGCACUUGAUCAGUCUCUGAAAUGCUCGUUGCCUGUGCUUUUUCACUUGCCAAAAACACUUGCUUCAUUAUUUCAUUUAUUUUAAAAGGAUCAAAGACCAGUGUUUGGAGAAAGGGCAGGUAGGUUGCAUGGUUAAAUUACAAGCUAACAUCCUUACUUGUGUCCUAUCUCAUGGGCGAUUGUAUACGCUAACGUAAGGCCACUGUCUUCAUUCACUUUGCAGCUUUUGUCUUUAAUUUGGUGCAGAGACCGUUUACCUGUGAAAGGCCUAAAAAUAGAUAAGAGAUGAGCUAAAUUAUAUAAUAAUAAUAAUAAUAAUAAUCUUUAUUUCUUAAGAUAAAAUUACAUAUCCUAAGUUACAAUAUAAACUCAAAAAACUAUUUACAUAUCAUAUCUAAAAAUUAUUCUGUUACUAAAAACGUUCUUAAACCUGUAUUUAUAGUGAACAGUUUCGAGACAAACUCAAAAUGGCCGUGCACUGAUGUUACGGCAAUACAGUCAGUUUUGUUUAGUCUUUUUAAUUAGUUAACCUUAAUGGGUACCGGAGCUCAACGUUUGCGAAGAAACUACACAUAAAUGACAAAAUCACAACCUCGUGACAAAAAAAUAUGUCCUUCCUGUUUUACGUCAUCAUUGUUCUUAUCAGGAGGCAAUAACAUAAAUGCAUGUUUCUGUUCAAACGUUUCAACAGCGUUUCUUUUAGAGGCAAACAGAUUUGAAACUUUGGGAUUAGCAUCGCGUUAAAUAAAAAUUCUUUACCAAACACCACCAAUUAAUACUAAAACAAUGCUAACAAAAUAUAGGCGCAUGGCGCGCUGAUUGAAUGCGCUUGCACUCCAACGGAGUGGGGGCUAAAUCGCCAACCACUUUCCAACAUAUCAGGUCCCACGUUUGUGAAAACGAAUACGGAGAAAAAGUGCAGAGAUGUCUUCUUCCUAUAACUGCACUUAUUAUUAUUACAAUUUUUUCCAAUCUUAAGUUCAUGGAGGUUGGUCCGGAUGGGGCGAAUGGACAACUUGUACCAAAUCCUGUGGAUGCGGAACACAAACUCGAUCACGAAGCUGCACGCAACCGCCACCUGAAAAUGGUGGUCACACUUAGGUGUGGGUCGGUGUUGUUGAUUAGAACAUCUAGGAAAGGUAGAACAUGGUCAGUUUUACGGGGAUUCAGAGGUAUUAUUCUAUCGUGGCUACGUAGACAACACAUUUUGCCUUUUCCACUCGGAACAGGAUGCAAUUUUUUUCUUCAAUUACAUCAACAAUCAACACCCUAAUAUACGCUUUACAAUGGAGUGGGAAACUGACCACGUUCUACCUUUCCGAGAUGUUCUAAUCAGCAACACUGACCCACACCUAAGUGAGACCACCGUCUACCGGAAAAAAAAAUUUCACAGGUUUGCUCACCAGUUAUCUCAGUUUCUCCCCCUUUGCUUACAAAUUGGGGUUAAUCAAAACUUUGAUUGAUAGAACCUCUAAAAUAAAAAACCAUUUGACUGUGUUUCCACACUGACCUCCAAAAAUUGUCUGUUAUUCUACGGAGGAAUCUCUUCUCUAGAAACUUUAUAAACAAAUAUCUUUGUUUCUGACAUUAUAAUGAGACUUUUUGAAAGGUUAAUCCUGGAUUUCGAAUUAAGGAAACCGGUUUGCUGCUUUAUUCAUUAAGAUCAGUUUGCCUAUAAGAAGCAUUGUGCGACUAAGACUGCCCUAUUAGAUAAUCAGCACUUUUGGAUGAGAUGGCGUUAUGGCCAUUCUUACUUUGUUAGAGUUCUUUCUUUUGACUUCUCGGAAGCUUUUGACUCAGUUUCCCAUAGAGUAGUAACUGACAGACUUAAGAAAGUGCCUGACAUUAACCCUUAUAUAGUUAAUUGGGUUAUUGACUUUUUAAAAGAUCGUCAGCAAAGUUAUGUGUAGACAAAGUCAUGGCCCCAUUCUUGCCAGCCAAUCGAGGUGUACCUCAAGGCACUGUUCUGGGGCCUGUACUUCUCACCAUUCUGGUUAAUGAUAUAAGUCCCACCUCCCAGAAUACCUUAAUGACUAAAUACGCUGAUGACAUUACAUGUAGUAUACCCACUGGGCCUAAUGUGAAUGAUAGUGCCUCCUGGGCAGAGGAGAAUUUGAUGAAACUUAAUCUAAGUAAGACCAAGGAACUAGUCAUAAGAGGAAGAACGACUUUGCCCCCUCCUGAGCCAAUUGUUACCAUUAAACGUGUGUCAUAUUUGAAGCUUCUAGGAGUGACUUUUCAGGAUAGUCCUACCAACUGGGAUAAGCAUUUUGAUGAUUUGAUGGAAAGAGCUCUAAAACGUAUGCAUAUCCUUAGAGUGUGUAAAAGAAAUGGUUAUAGUGUAUCUGAUCUUGAUUACCUCUUUAAUUGCCUCAUUAUGUCACUCUUUACUUACUGUAUCAGAGUUUGGGGUGUUGCUGCUUAUACCAAAUACCUUAGUCAAAUUGAUAGGCUAUUGCGAAGGGCCUUUCAAUUUGGGUAUAUUCAACAUGAAACAUCGAUUCAACAGGUAAUUAAAGACAGGGAUGUGCGGCUCUGGAAAAGUAUUAUUGGUACUUCCUCGCAUCCCCUGCAUGAUCUUCUCCGCCCCACUUAAGAGCAGGGCUCUACGCGGUAGGUCGCAUCCUUACCAGAUCCCACGUGUUAAUACAGGGAGGUUUAAGAAAUGCUUUGUAAAUAGACGUCUCUUUGAUUCUAAAUAGAUCUAAACGAUCUUCAUGUCUUUUUGUCACACAGUCGAUGGUGGUUGGUCUUCAUGGAGUUCCUGGACAGAAUGUAACGUGACAUGUGGAACUGGUGUAGUGUCACGCGAACGUAAGUGUGACAAUCCUGCACCGGCCUCUGGCGGAAGGCCCUGCCAAGGACAUCCUAGAGAUGUAAAACCGUGCAAUACAACUGAGAUUUGCUUUGGUACGUGUUGCUUCUACGAAUGUUAUCUUUAUUUAUUAAGAACAGUAUAUUCGAAAAUGUGUUACGGUGUCAAGUUACAUAUAGAAAAGUUGCAUUAUGUGCUCAAACUUUCUCGCGGGGCUUAAUUUCUCCACGUUCAGGUCUGGCGGAGAAAGCCUUGGUCACGACUAGAUCACGUGAAGUAUUUUAUCACAUGACAAUUGUCACAAAUUUCAAUGCAAUGAUAGUAUACACUUAACGUCAGAUCCCUCGGGAAACAGUGAGUUUUGUUUUCCCUCGAGUUCUGAUGUUUCCCUCGGCUUCGUCUCGUGAAACAUCAGAACUCUCGGAAAAACAAAACUAACUGGUUUCCCGAGGGACCUGACAUUUAGUGUUUUGUUAUAUUUCUAGACUUUUAAUUCAACGUACUUCAAUAGCAACAAAAUAAAUACGCUUUAGCGGAGCGAAUCAGAACAGUCGACUCGGUACUCAUAAGAAUACAAAUUUAAUUCUCAAAACCACUAAAUGAAUGAUUUAUUAAGUACUUUCCUCAUAUGUUUUGCACCUUUUCCCUCCACUAGCUGCUGUUUCUCCUCGGGGAUAACUUUGAAAAUCGUUGCUUUUUAGCUUGAGGCUUCAUGUUUGUGUUGUUGUGUUCAUUCAGGAAAAAGAAAUCUGGCAGUGUUUUCCCUGUCUUCUGUCACGCCACUUUUCACCAUGCCUUGAUCAUGUGCUGUAAUGUAUGCCAAGGGGGUACAUUGCUUAAUGUAUCACGAUCGGGAUACAUUUGAUUUUAGUCAAGGCCAUGUGACCUAGAAUCAGCCAAUGGCUGUCCCUGUUUAGUAGAGUAAACGUCUAGGAAUAUAACAAUUAUUGAUGUGGAAUAGUUACGAGUCUUAUGAAACCCGUUAGAUUCCUUUGUUAUAUGUUUUAUGUUAGCUUUUUUGGACCUGAUCGUGCAUAAUUUUGAAUAGCAUUCCUAUCAUUUUGAACUUACUGACCAAUAGAAACAUUGCAUUAAUUUAUUCAGUCUCAAUUUUUGAACAAGGAUUGUAGACGAUCAUGGAGCUUCCAACAUAAACCACAGCACCGUUGUUUUCAACUUUGAUGCUUGCCUACUUUGAUAACCAGUCUCCUCUACUAUUUAUUAAUAUAAUGCAAUGAAAUACUCAGCGAAAAGCUUAAUAUUGAAAGGCUUAACAUUUAGCAGCCCCUUGCGAUUCUCCAAAUUGAUUUAAGUUAAGGUUAAUUUUUAAGUUCUCUUUUUUUCUGUCAGAUCGAGUUGGGUGCUAUCGCAGCUUUCCUUCCUCACUUCUGAAGGACUUCCGUAAUGACAUCAAUUGGACUUCGUCACUUUCUAAACAACUGUUUGAGAUUGUCAAAAAAUGUGCUCACUUGGCCAAAAUGAAGGGGAUGAGAUUCUUUGGUGUGGAAAACUACAGAAACUGUCACGGAAACCAGAGUUUUUCACCAGGCAAUCAAGUCAAGUCGUUUCGAUGUAAUUUUGGUGUUGGCAUAAGGGGAAAUUUCUUUGUGUACGAGAUAACUGAUUAAUGCUGUAGGGUAUUUUAGGGGUCAUGAAUGCUAUUUUGUUAACAUUCAGAGUUCUUUGUGAUGCUGCAGUAGUUGCCACAUGAUGAAGUGCGAAAGAAGGUCGCUUUAUUUUCUUGAUUUUAACCGUUUAUUUUCGGUACUUGGACCAGGUUUUGCUCUCUAUGGCAGUAAUGCCUUUUAUAUAUCAGAAUAUAUUUUUACAUAGAUUUUUAGUUCAACAAGCAAAUCUGUCCAGGUUAUUUCCAUAUUGUUGAUUAAUAAUUUCUUGUAUAGACUAGUUUUUUCUUGUGUGUGUGUGUUAUUUUUCUCUUUUCCUAC
Molecule: messenger RNA, 48820 nt
Organism: Porites lobata
Lineage: Eukaryota; Metazoa; Cnidaria; Anthozoa; Scleractinia; Poritidae
Source: the annotation of a GenBank genome assembly